This is a messenger RNA of Pelobates cultripes (western spadefoot toad), 71817 nucleotides long. The record is from the annotation of a GenBank genome assembly. NCBI's taxonomy places the organism in Eukaryota, Metazoa, Chordata, Amphibia, Anura, Pelobatidae.
AUGGCUGCUUUAGUGAACACACAAAACACAUACCCUAUGCUGCACAGACUGUCUGUCAGGACUAUCGAUGAAGACAUUGAAAGAAUCGAAAAUGGUGCUAGCAGGUAAUGAUCCAUUAUAAGAAAACUAUAGUGCUUUCAGUAAAUUGAAAAUCUUUAUUUUUUUACCCAAUUUGAUUUUAAUUUCCAAUGGUAUUUUUAAAAAAUAAGUUUUUUAUUUAUAUAUUUAUCUACCCAGAAGAGAUACUUUGUGGCUACAGAAAAAUGAAAACUAUAAUGAUCAUUUAAAAAAAAAAAAAAAAAAAAUACUAGUCACCACAAUUUAAUGUAUUUAUUCAUGCAUGGAUUCUCUUCGUGUAUGGAGAUUCACACUAAAGUUCAUACUGGCUCUGUACUGAAUGAGGCAAAACAAUCGGGUGUUGUAUGGUGCCAUUCGGACGGCAAAAUCCAGGCAGUCUUGAUUUUGCACUGUAUGCCCCCGAAUGAGACUGAAUUAGUCCGGAUGAAAUGUUUGUUAAAAUCCAGGCCUGAAAUUUACAAAUUCUAACUAUUGAAUAUAGGUUGGCUGGUCAGCACUUGCUUGCUAGCUGCCACAUUAAAGUAAAAAAAAAAAAAAAAAGCCUAUGAGGGUCAUCAUGACACAUAACUAAAACACACACACUUUAUCAUGCAGUCAAACACACACUGACUGACUGACUAUUUAUGCCCCUACCUGCCGUGCCACUGGUGGUGUGUAUGUGUAUCACAGUGUGUGUGUGUGACAGUGUAUGUGUAUACACACAAAUACACACCUACAUUCAAACUUCAACACUAGAUACAAACACACUCCUGCAUUGAAACAUCAACACCACAUACAAACACACAUUGACACAAACAUACUCCAUACAAAACAUGCUUACAUUCAAACACACAAACACUUCUCAUUGCUAAAUACAACACUGCAGGAUUUAGAAGAUGGUAGAGCCCCAGCUGUUAAAGCAUUGUUGUAGUAUGACAAAUAUGGAUCUACCUUUUGGCCACCUUUAGGGAGGUAAUAAUUUAUGCAACGGGGCAUCGACUUACCAUUGUCCACUUCCCCAAAUAAUGCCAUGGUCUUCCUGGGGGGCCCCAUUCACUGCACCCACUCAUGCAAACUGACACGCACAUGCUGACUCAAGCAGGCGCACACUGACCCAUACAGACACUGACCCACUCAAACUUGUGCCCACAAUGACAUAUUCAGGCUGACUCCCACAUUGACCCAUGCAGACCAACACCUACAUUGAUCCAUGCAAACUGACAUCCACACUGACCCAGGCAGACACACACACUGACUCAUGCAGACUGACUUACACACGCACGGACCAAUACAGACUGACUCCCACACACACAUGCACAUACUGACCCAUGGAAACUGAUGCCCACACUGACCCAUGCAGACACACACUAACCCAUGUAGACAUACACACACACUGGCCCAUGCAGACAUAGACACACACUCACUGACCCAUGCAGACACACACACUGACCCAUGCAGACACACACACACCCUGACCCAUGCAUACUGACACCCAGACUCACCCAAGCUGACUGACACCCACACUGACCCAUUCAGACACACACAGACUGACACACACACACACACACACACACACACACACUGACUUAUGCAGACUAACACACACACACUGACUUAUGUAGGCACACACACACUGACCCAUGCAGACUGACACCCAGACUGACCCAUGCAGGCUGAUCCACACAACGACCCAUGCAAACACACAGGCACACUGACUCAUGCAGACUGAUGUACACAUGCACACACACACUGAUCCAUGCAGACUGACACACACACACACACACACACACUGACUUAUGCAGGCUAACAAACACUGACACAUGCUGGCUGACACACACACACACACUUUACCAUGCAGACAAACACACACUGACCCAUGCAGACUGACACACACACAUACUCACUUAUGCAGGCUGACACACACUGACCCAUGCUGGCUGACACACACACUUUACCAUGCAGACAAACACACACUGACUCAUGCAGACACACACAUACACAUACUGACUUAUGCAGGCUGACACACACUGACCCAUGCUGGCUGACACACACACACACACACACACAGAGUUUACCAUGCAGACAAAUACACACUGACUCAUGGAGACACACUCACUGACUCAUGCAGACUGACUCACACACGCACUGACCAAUGAAGACUGACUCUCACACACACAUGCACAUACUGACCCAUGCAAACUGAUGCCCACACUGACCCAUGCAGACACACACACACUAACCCAUGCAGACAUACACACACACUGACCCAUGCAGACAUACAGAAACACACACUGGCCCAUACAGACAUAGACACACACUCACUGACCCAGGCAGACCCACACACUGACCCAUGCAGACACACACACACACACACACACACUGACCCAUGCAUACUGACACCCAGACUCACCCAAGCUGACUGACACCCACACUGACCCAUUCAGACACACACACACUCACACACUGACUAAUGCAGACUGACACAUACACACACAGUGACCAAUGCAGAUUGACAUACACACACACACACACACUGACUUAUGCAGACUGACACACACACACUGACCCAUGUAGACUGACACACACACACUGACUUGUGUAAGCAAACACACACUGACUCAUGCUGACUGAAAAACAAACACACACACUGACCCAUACAUACACCCAUGCAGACUGACACCCAGACUGACCCAUGUAGACUGAUCCACACAAUGACCCAUGCAAACACACAGGCACACUUUACCAUGCAGACUGACACACACACACUUUACCAUGCAGACAAACACACACUGACCCAUGCAAACACACAGGCACACUGACCCACGCAGACUGACACACACACAUACUGACUUAUGCAAGCUGACACACACUGACCCAUGCUGGCUGACACACACAGUUUACCAUGCAGACAAAUACACACUGACUCAUGGUGAAACACACACACACACUGACCGAUGCAGACACACACAUACACUGACCCAUGCAGACACAUACUGACGCCCAGACUGACCCAUGUUGACUGAAGUGCAGCACAAUGCAGUUUUUUUAUUUAAAAAAAAAAGACAUUGAUGAAACUGCUACACUAGUGAGACUUCUAGCAGUUUUUCCAGAUAGCUACAUUCAUGUUUUCAUGAAUGGAGCCAGAUGGGGUUACAAUCCAAUCUCUGUAAUAGAACAUGAGAGGUUAUAGGAACUUGUAGUGUAUUGGUAUGGUGAGCCCAGAACAUAGAUGUUACAGAGACAAUUGCUAAUUACUAAUUAACCAACAAUUACAUUUCUAGAGAAAGUGGACUAUGACAUAAAAUAAUUUUUCCUAGAUCUUUUUACAGAUAUUUAGCUCCAAUUUUAGAAAAAAAAUAGUUAUAUAACUAGCAUUACUUUUUGACAGCUUUUAAUGACAAAUUAUAUUUGUGGACUACCGUGAAGUAGUCUACUGCUGUUCUAAAGCAACUAUAACUUAACUAAAACGUAUAUGUUAUAGCUGAUCUGCAGUCCAAUUGGGAUUGAUUACAGAUUAAAAAUUUUGAGAAAAAGAGUGAAAAGGCAUUUUGGGGAAGGAGUAUUGUCUGGUGCUGUAGAGAAUUUCCAGACUGGCUUUGAUAAACUAUUAUAGAAAAAAAGGUUAUAUGGAAUCCUAAUCAUGGGAGUUAAAUAUUAGAACAAUGUUAAGGUAGAGAUAGUCUGUUUUUAAAUGUUAGAAUCUUCCACUCCUCUGACAAACCCCCAUUUAGUACAUGAAACAUUUUAUUUGUGUGACUUUUAUGAGUAUACAACGUAUCUGGGUCAGAACACUGCAUUAUUGUCUUCAACCAGACAAAUUAAAAAUUCACAUCUAAGGAGUCUGAAUUUGCCAAAUUCAUUAAAUACAUGCACACAAAGUCCAUUAUUCAAAUAAAAACAUAUAUAAGGUAAAUAUAUAAAAUAGAAUAGAACCAUGCAUGAAAAAUAUACAACACUUGAGUGGUGAUCCAGGUAAAUCAUUUUUUGUGAUGCAUGUUUCUCCUGCAAGUCUGGUUUUCUCAGUAAAGUCUUUCAGAUGUUGUUGAGGAAUAAUAAACACAGUAAAACGAGGUAAUAACAGGAUAACAAUCUCAGUGGGUAAGGGCAGGGAUAGGCAUUACCUGAAGUGGGGACUACUUCCCAUUCAUACUCAAGUUGUAGCAUUCUGUCUUUAGUAUUGCUCAGACACUACAAUAGGUAGUAAAGUCAUACUCACAGUUUCUUGCAUUUUGGAUUCCUGUGUGAUGUAGGUUUGAAAUAAAUGUGAGCACAGGGUAGAUUAACGGGUAAAGAUUAAUCUUAUUCAUCCAGUGACUGCAGUCCUCGCUGGAAGAAAGUCACAUGCCCUCCUCCUGUUAGAAACCACCAAAUUCCUGAGGUUGACCUCCGUGCAAAAUUUAAAAAAAAGAGCGAUCUCAACCAGCUGAGGUACAAAUGCAAAAAAAUGUAGUAUAUAAUGUAUUAGCAACAUGACAAUAUAACAGAGGAGAGCACCAGGUAGAUGCUUGGGUGUUUCGUGCUUUGGUGGCAAUUCCUCAACGACCAAGUUGACCGGCAACACGAGUCGGUCUUGAUAAGAAUUUAAUAAGUUCCAAAGGUCUGAAGUUCAGUAUUGAUAACAUCCUGUCUGGGACAUACUUUCUGACAGUUAUAAGCAAAAUCAAAGGCGACCUAGCAAAGGAAAGUAGCAGCUACAACAUAUUUAAAGCAAGCCGCUUAUCUGUGUCUUGGAAGAAUGUGUAAAUAUUACAAAUGAAGAAGACCAAAUGAUUAUAGGAAAACUCCAAACCUCUAACGGAUGCUGAAGUGCUUUAGUGGUUAAAAGCAUGUUCCCUCUGCCUUAUUUUAUAGCAAUGAAUAUUUCAAAAGAAGUUAGCUAUUUUAUAAUUCCCCUUUGGUAACACCACUAGGCUGUCUGAUUGGAUUCCUCACUCACUUUGUGAGCUUUCUAAGAGCAGAAAUUAGGACUUCUCUAUGAGAAGUAUUACUGGUGGUUCACAGCACUUCUUCCGUAUGCACCCUAUGUCCCAAUGUAUUGGAGAAGCAUUGGAUUGACUGGGAAAACAUUACCAGGAUUAGUGGUAAAUAAAGUGUUUUUUAUUUAAAUUUUAAUAUGGGGGUCCAAAAUCUAAAAUAAUAAAAGAACACUCUAAUGUUAGCAACGAAUGCAUUUAUUUGUAACAGUGGAGUGUUUCUUUAAUGAUAUUUUGCAUGCAAUAUAUUUUAAUUUACAGUAUCUAUCUGCCAAUGCUUGGGAGUAUUGUCUGGAAUAUCAUGUUUACUAUCUGCCACCAUGCUCAUUCUAAGGUUACAUCAACAUUAUUUCCAAUCCAUUUAAAGGUUUACAGUUUAGAAAAUCAGUUAGUUAACCCCUUAAGGUCCAAACUUCUGGAAUAAAAUGGAAUCAUGACAUGUCACACAUGUCAUGUGUCCUUAAGGGGUUAAACAUAUGACAUAUUAAACAAAAUAAAUAUUUUAGAAAAACCUAUUUGGUUAAAGAAAAUCACUAAGAAAAUGAAUGGAAUAAUAAUACAACAAAGAUAACGAGCAGAUCAAGAAAUUAAUGUGUACAAUGUUUUUUUUUCUUCAUUUUAAAUUAUGUUUGCUCUGUCCAAUUUUCAAUCUUGUUAAUCCAUAUUGUUUUAAUUAAUUUUGCUGUCUUUGUUUUUUUAUUAUAAUUUUCUUUUAUUGGUUUUUUAUCUCAAAGAGAUAAAUGAGAGCCUAAGUAAAAGCGCAGUGGUUACAGAAGAAAGCAGUGGUUAUUACAGACACAAAAUACAUUAGUUGUUGUUCAAGAGGUAUCACUUUUUAAGUUGCUAUUACAAUAUAGGGAAUUUUGCUUUUUUAUACAAUUUCUAAAAGGGUAUAACAAGUGAUUGAGGUUAAUAAAAACUUCAUUUUGCAACUUCUCAUUUACCUCUGUACAUCUUUAUAUGUACCUUUGUGUCGAUUGUAACCCAUCAUCUCUAUUUACAACUCAAGUUGCAGUGUAACCUCUUCUUGAGUCUUUUCCUUUUGCUAGAUAGGAAUGUAAACUCGGGAGGGGGAAGAUAACACAGGGUGGUUGGGGUGGGGAGAACACUUUUCGUCCUUAUAUGCCGUAACGUUGUGUGAAGGCGUGUGUGGUUAAAUAUUUGUGCUUUAGUUGGAGCGGGUCUCAGGUAUCAGGGGGAGGAUUGGGCGUUUUGGGUGGGGGUUGUCACCCCCCUGUUGGUUAGGCAUGAUUCCCAUAAUUUCCAUGCCUCCCUCCAGAACGGUUUGGGGGGUUUGGUCAGUCUAGCCAUAACCUCAUAUGACUUAGUGGUUUGUACCGUUUGGAUACUUAGAUUAAUGUCCGGAGAGGCCUCAGAGAGCCAGGCUCUGCUGAUUGUAGAGAGAGUUGCUACUAUGAUAUGGUAGGAGAGAUAUUUUGCAGGUUUUGGCAUGUUACUUGGGAAGAGUUGUAAUAAGUAGGUUUCCGGUCGUAAUGGUAUCGUUACCCCUGCUGAGUCCUGUAUUAGUUGCCUCACUGUUUCCCAGAACUUUGUAAUUUUUUGGCAUGUCCACCAUAUGUGGUACAUAGUGCCCGGUGCUGAUUUGCAUCUCCAGCACAGAUCUGACCUGUUAGGGUCCAUGUGUUUGAGCCGUGUAGACACCAUAUACCAUCGGUAGAGGAUCUUUCUGGUUAAUUCUAUAUGUGUAGCGCAUAGGGGAAGUGUUUUGUUAGCUAGGUAGAUUUUGGACCACUGUGCUUGGUCGAGUGUCUCACCAAAGUCUGAUUCCCAUGCUCUCGCAAAGGAGGGUUUUCCUGUGUUAGGUUGUUUUGUAAUGAGUGCAUAUAGCGAAGAAAUGAUUUUCGUGGGAUUUCGUUUUUGAGUGCAAAGUUCUACGAUUCGAGGUAUAUGGGAGCUUGUUGUUUGUUUCUGUAGCUGUUAUGGGCAUAUGCCUUGUGAGCCAAGAUUUAAUCUGGAGGUAGGAGAGAAAGGCAGAUUUGGACAGUCCAAAUGUAGUUUGGAGAUAUAGGAAUGAGUGUACAGUUUGGCCAUCUAAUAGUUGUUGUAUUUGGGAGAUUCCGCAUGCGGUAUCAAAAGUGGGGAGAAGGGGCAUGAUUGCAAUAAGAGGGGUUGUUGGUGAAAUAGAGACUUUUUCCUUGGUUUGUUUUUGGUGUGCAUCCCACAUAGAGAGAGUUAGGGAUGUGGUAGGUAGUAUAUAGUCGUAUUUGGGUCUGAGAUGGGAUGGGAGCCACAUAAGUUCUUUGAGUGUGUGGUUUCCUGUGUACGAAGCCUCUAUAUUAAGCCAGGUCGGCAGGGUUUUGGGAUGAUGUACGGAGAUUAAUGGGUUCAAUUGCGAUGCUGUGUAAUACUUGGCUAUGUUGGGUACACCUAGGCCUCCUUCCUUGAAUGGUCUGUGGAGAAUCGUAGCUGCUACCCUAGGUUUUUUGUAGUUCCAAAUGUAGUCACUAAGUGUCUUUUGUAUAUUUUUCAGGUAGAUUGGUGGGAGUGCAAUGGGUAGAGUGCGGAAUAAAUACUGCAGUUUGGAGAGGAGAAUCAUUUUUAUGGUCGCUAUGCGGCCAAGCCAGGAUACAUACUUUCCCUUCCAGGUAAAUAAUCGUUGUUUGAUUUCUUUGGCUAUCGUUACAUAAUUGACUUGGAAGAGGAGCUUAGGAUCGGUUGGGAAGUCUAUACCCAGGAAUGUGAGGCUAUUGUUGUCCCAUUGAUAGGCGUAUGUAGUUUUUAAAAUGCUUAGUGUCUUGUGUGGCGAGAAGAGGUGCAUUGCCUUUGUCUUAGUUAUGUUCAGUUUAUAAUAUGAGCAGGCACUGUAUGCCGAUAGGUGGGCUUUGAUACGUGGCAGUGACGUGCGUGGAUUCGUGAUUGUUAGCAUGAUGUCAUCUGCAAACAUUGUGAUCUUGUGUUCUGUUUUCCCUACUUUAAUUCCCUGUAUCUGCGGGUCAUUUCGUAUGAGAUGCGCUAAAGGUUCCAGGGCUAAAACGUAAAGGAGGGGGGAAAGGGGAAAACCCUGUCUGGUUCCAUUCGUGAUUGGGAACUUUGUGGAUUGAAAACCGCUGUUUGCUACCUUGGCACACGGGGCAGAGUAUAAUGCUGAUACUAGAGACAUGAAUCUUGGGGGGAAAUGAUAUUUUGCGAGGACAGCUGCUAGGAAGCUCCAGUGCAGUCUGUCAAAGGCUUUUUCGGCAUCGAGUGACAGAAAUGCACUGGGCCUCCUCCCUCGUCGCGCGCUGUGCAGGAGAUUGAGUAGUUUCCUUGUGCCAUCUGCUCCCUGCCUGCCCGUGACAAAACCCACCUGAUCCUCGUGUAUUAGGAAGGGGAGCAUACGUGAUACUCUAUUUGCAUAAAUUUUUGCUAGGAGUUUUGUGUCACUGUUUAAUAGAGAUAUGGGUCUCAUGUUUUGGGGUGUAGUUGGUGGUUUUCCAGGUUUCGGAAUCGUUGCAAUAUGAGCAAGGAGCAUUUCUGGUGGCAUAGUUCCUGUGUCUAUGAUAUGAUUUAAUGCUUUGAGUAGGUACGGGCCUAUUGUGUCGGAGUAUGUCUUGUAGUAAGUGUUCGUGAAUCCAUUGGGGCCAGGUGAUUUCCCCGGUGGGAGGGCCACGAUAGCUUCUGUAAGCUCUGAGAGUGUAAUUUCAGCCUGUAGAGCGUUUUGUUGGCUUGUGUUUAGCGUGGGAAGGUUGACUUGCAGUAGGAAUGUUUGUAUUUCUUGGUGUGUUGGUUGGUGCGUGUUGGAGUCAUUUUUGAGAUUGUACAGCGAUGUGUAGUACAAUGCCAUGUUAUUGUUAAUGUCUUGAGGGUCAAAAAGUUUUGUGCCGUCUGGCAGGUUGAUGUAAGGUAAUUUAGAUUGGCUUUGUUUAUGUCGUAGGAGGGAGGCUAAAGCUUUGCUUGCUUUGUUGCCCUGACAGUACGUGUGGGUGCGGAGUCUUUGUAGUGUGGACGUUGUCUUGGCUAGCAGAUACUCACUGAGUUUCUUGUUUGUUUGCGUUAUAGCAUUCAGUCCUGUCUCUGUUGGUUUGAGUAGAUGUUCGUUUGUUUGGUCUCGCAAUGUCUGUAGGAGGGUAUUGUAUUCUUGUUGUGCUGUACAUUUAAUGUAGGCUGCUUUACUGAUUGCUAGGCCUCUUAGGACCACUUUGUGUGCCUGCCAUAUUGUCUCAGGGGAAACGUCAUGUGUGUCAUUUGUAUGAAAGUAUGAGGUGAGUUCUGAUUGUAACAACAUUUUAAAUUCAUGGUUGUUUAGUAAGUAGUCAGGCAGGGCCACGGGGUUUUCCCCCUAUGUGGGAAGGUGUCCGUGAGGGUUAGGUCUAUUGGGGCGUGGUCCAUCCAAAUUAUGUCACCUAUGUGACAAUCUUCUAUUGAGGAUAAAAAAGUUCGGGCCACUAGUGCAUGGUCUAUCCUCGAGUGUGUCUUGUGCAUAGGGGAGAAGUAGGUGUAUUCCCGAUCAUUGGGGUGCUUGGUUCUCCAAAUGUCAUUUAUGUCAUAUUCCAUAAGUAAUUUGGUGAGCGCUUUGCAUUUGGACGUGAGGGAUGUGUGUCUUCGGGUUUGCGGGAGCACCGUCGUGUCUAAUUGGGGGUGUAGUAUGUGGUUUAAGUCCCCACACAGAAUCAAAUAGGGUAGUUGUGGCGCUGGUAUCUUGGAGAGCACAUGAUGGAGGAAAUUGCGCUGAUUAGAGUUUGUGCCAUAUAUUGUGACUAAUGUGUAUGUCUUGUUGUUGAUCUUACAGUGUAGAAUAAUGUAUCUCCCUUGUGUAUCCUGCUUAAGUUGUAGGAGUUCGAAUGUAAGGGAGUUGUGUAUCAUUAUGGAUACACCUUGUGCGGUUUUGUACAAAGUGUGUCUCUUGAAUGCAUAGAACAUCUAUUUUGUCUUUCUUCGAGUUCAGUAGGACUCGUCUCUUGUGCGGCGUAUUUAUUCCACGAACAUUAAUGGAGCGUAUUGUUAUGAAUUUUUAAGGUAAGGUAUAGUGCUUUUCUGAAUCAUGACAUCGGUGUUCGGUGUGUAUGGGUGGCAUUUAGUUAUGAGUAGUGUUCCUUUAAGGGAGUUUAAAACUUGGGUGGGAGGGUGUUAAUUGGGGUCGUGUUUGAACAUUGGGAGUAAGUAUGUACAGGAUUCCCCAAAGGGGAGUGUGGUGCAUAGAUGGUGCAGCAUGGGGUUAGGAACAGUAGGUUCCAGUGCGUGUGGCUUUUGGGCUAUGGUGUUUGUCAUUAUGUCUUUGGACAGAAAGGGUUACACGGGUUAGCGUGUAGCAGGUGAAGGUCUUAUAGGGGUAACGCAGAGGUGAGGGCUCGUGUCAGGAGUUGGUCGGUUAGGGAGUUUUACCGCUUAUCUAGAUUUCCAUGUCUUCCCAAGGCCCCCUCUCCCUCCUCGUCUUAUUUCCGACCGGGUCACGGCCGCGUCGGCACUCCCCAGUCCGCUUCAGGCGGAAAGAGGGAGGCCAAGGCCCCCGCUCCCCAGUCUCCUCUCUCUCCUUCUCGGUUUUAACCUCUUGAUCCCACAUCAGGUGCAGUUCCUUUGCUCUCAAAUUGUGCGCCCCGGCUCCAGAGCAGGUCCGGAGCGCCCAGACAGCACAUCAAACAAUGCAAGUUUUGAGGUCAUUACAUAGUUAUUGUACAGUUAAGCAUGUUAUAUCUUGUAGCAGUGAGGCCUGUGAUCGAUCCUAAGCUCAUUCGCCCAGCCCCGGGCCGCAUCCUCCCGCCCGGCCUCCCCCCGUGGAGGAAGGCGGGCCGAGACGCCCAGGACCCGGCUCACCGCCUUUGACAUACAACUGGUUCAUACACAAUACAUUGGAGGAGAAUGUCUGUAGCUAGUAAGUUCAUGAGGGCCAGAGGCUCAGGUGACAUGGGAAGGUGCAGUGAGCCAUCAGGCUCGGAAUACUUGCGGGUUUACUCCUCAGACCAGCGUUCGACUUUAGCGUUUGGAGGGUGGUUUCGUCCACUCUAGGCGGAGUCUCCCCACUUGCGUGUUGUCUGUGUCGGUUUUCUUGCAUGGUGAUGCCCCAAGCUUUCAGUUUUUUAAGUCCGUCCUCCGGAGACAUAAUGGCCUUGAAGCUGCCAUCCUUGUGUGCUAGCAAUUUGGUGGGGAAUCCCCAUCUGUACCUUAUGCCGUUUGUGCGGAGGGCGUCGGUGAUUGGAGCAAAGUCUUUCCGCCGUCGGAGUGUGGUUGCAGACAGGUCUGUGAAUAGUUGAACAGUGGGGUAAUCAUCAUGAGGUUUGCUUUUGUUCCUACUUUCACGGAGGAUAUGCUCCUUGAUGUGAAAGUAGUGGAUGCGAAUGAGCACAUCUCUUGGCGUGGUAUCGGGCAGGUGGCAAUAACAUUUACUGAAUUAUGUAACCGCGGGCGCGGGACCAGGUGUGCUCGGUCGACUAAGAGCAUGUCUGUUGGUACCUCUGGGCUGUAGGCCUUAAGCAGGCCUCUAAUGUAGGCUGGUAGUUCCGUCUGUGUCACCGAUUCUGGCACUUCUCGGAGCCAGAGAUUGUUUCUCCUCGACCGGUCUUCCAGGUCGGCUAGUUUAUGCUCCAGGAGUGUUAUUUUGUCUGCCAUAUUCUCCGUGUGAUCAGCCAGAUCAUUGUGAGCCGUCGCGAAGUCGUCCAUUUUGGAUUCCAUGUGUGCCGUUCUGCGGCCUAGUUCCUGGACGUCCUUGCGCAGGGAGUCCAUGGAGUGCUGCUAGGCGGUGAUGAGCUUGUUCGAGAGAGCAUCCAGUGCUUUUGUGAGGUGGCUUGGGGUGAGCACUUCUUCUUUGCCCCCAGUAGUUGGUGAGAGAUCGCCAUUUUCUACCUCCUCUCCGCCUUCCUGGUUGGCCACUUGACAGUCACCCACAGCUUGAUCUGGUUUUUGGCCAAAGAAAUUUAGUUUUUCGGCUUUAGAAGUAUUCUUUCUUGCCUUAGGUUGUGACAUCUUGCUAUUUUAAGCUUUUCCCGCUUUCUGUAUGCUAGGAUGGCGCUGGAUUGUUAGCCCAGAUGCCGGAGCUCAGGAUUAAGCAUCCAUUUCGUCCGGCGGUUAGCCACACCCCCGUCUUUGUUUUUUUAAAUGACUCAAAUAUAGGUAAUCAGUCAGAAUUCAUCUGGCACAAGUCAUAUGAGAAAGAGUGUAACGUGUAAGAAAUUAAGUUCUACAUUUUUUUAAGUGUUUGAUGAUCACAUUUUGUUGCUUACAGAUUAAAACAUUAUUUCACAGUGACCCAGGGUUAUGGAUUGAGUGUUCUAUACGUUAUACUUUGUGCAUAAGAGGAAACGUUAAUUUUAAAUAAUACUGCAUAUUUUAUUUAUUUAUUUAUUCUAUAUUUUGUUUUACAGUUUUACACCAGCUGGCAUGUCCCAUGCAGUUCUUUCUCCCCUGUACAUUUUCCAAGAAUGUUUCCAUAUUUGAAUUAUUCAUUUCUAUACAAAUGUAAAGAAAAUGGAAAUUAGAAAAUAGUCAUAGUCAUGUCAGCAAUAGAACAUCUGCAUAAAAUAUAGGAAUUUCUAAUAUGAAUAAAAAGUACCUGCAAAAUGGGAGAAUUUGCAAAACACAAGGUUGUUUGUAAUAUAAUUACAGAACAUUUUAUCUAUUCUGGUUACAUAAUUCAGUAAAUGUUAUUGCUCAUUGCAAUAUGAUCUGAAAACUAAUAUCCAGCACUGGAACCCAUCAUCUUGUCUUUAGUGUCAAAACCAUGAUAAUGCAAAACCUACUUAUGAGGGCACACUUCAAACACAGUUUUUUUGUUAUGUGCUCAAUUAUUAAAAAUAUAAAUAAUUGAUUAAAUUAAGCUGAUAUAUUGGUACCGCCAGUAAAAUCAGUGUUUAAACAUUAAAAUAACAUGCUGUACAACAGAGAUUAAUCCACAAAAACGUUUGAACAAUAUAACAUGAGCCUUGAAGUUGAAAAACAAGAAAUGUAACAUUAAAUAAUGGUGCUCGGCUGGUAAAUCCUACAGACACAGAUCCUACAGUAUGAAGUUACUAUGAAUUCUUUAUUAUUAAUCAAGGGUUCAGCACAAACAUUCGUGAAAUUUCUUUGCAGAGAAUUGCAUGAAGUCAGUGGUCUUCAGGAUGUCAUUUUCCGUACAUAUGAGUGAAAACCAGUUCAAACGCUACUGCCCCAUUGUGUGUGAAACUGAUUUUUUAAAAUCAGUUUUAAUCUUGAAAAUGAACGUUCUCCUGCAUAGUUGGUCACCAUCAUGCACAUGAACACUCUGACUGCAAACUGAGGUGGUUGGUCUUCCUAAAUGUUUUAAUAAAGACAGUUUGAAGGUUCUGAAAAAAUAUCCUGGAAUAAUAUAUUGCAAAUUGGUAUGAUUAUUGGGCACCUAGGCUCAUGGAGCUUGGACAUUUGCUAUCCUUUAUCCUUCUAUCCAAAAAAAAAAACAACCAACUAACCAAAGGUAUACAAGACAACGUUUCAGUCCAUUGACAGGAGUUUUCGGGACUGAAAUGUUAACUUGUAUACUACUACAACCUGCACAAUGAAGCAGAAGUGUUUAAAGAUACUUGCAGAGUCCUCUGAAUGUGUCCUAUCAAAGUUUAUAUAUUUUCAUAUUUUGCGUGGCACGGGGCAUCAAGACAAGAGAGACAUCAAAUACAAAUCCAUAUACAUUAAAACCAUAUAUAUAAUGAUGUAAUCAGAAAAGAUAAUACUGUUCUGUAAUUAUAUUACAGACUUCCUCGUGUUUUGAGGACCCACUGAAAACAUGAGGAAGUCAUGUUUAUAAGACACACUCUAAUAGAAAUUUAGAAGAAAAAUAAAGCAACCAGUAAUUACAGCAAACUUCAGCUUAUGUGCAUAGGGGAUGUAGUGAGUGUGUGUAUAGGGACUGUAGUGUGUGCAUAGGAGAUGUAGUGAGUGUGUGUAUAGGGACUGUAGUGUGUGUUUGUAGUAUAUGUAAUAUAUAUAUUUAGGGAAUGUAGUGUAUGUGUGUGAGUGUAUAUACACGGAAGGAAGCACUGGCAUGGUGAGAGAGAGAUUUGAUAUCCCCACCAGGCUUGCUGGCCUCUGUAUAUGUAUAGUAAUAUACUUUGAAUAUAAGACAUAUAUCAUAUUAUAUUUGACAUAAUAUAUGUAAUAUAUAGGAAUAUAUCAUAUUUUUCAGAUUGCAAGAUUACUUUCCAAAAUAUAUAUUAGUAUUAGAACCUGGGCAGAUGCUAAGUCAAUCAGUAAGAAAAAAUAUUAAAAUAUUAAAUGUUAAUUAAUGUUAAAUUAAAAAUAUAAAAAUAACUUACUUAACCAAUAGUUACUUAUACAGCAUUCACUAUCUAAUUUAAAAAAAAAUUAAAGAAAUUGCGGUCCUAAAGUGGAAAUUAUAACAAAAAAAUUACAUUUACAAAUAUCACAUUUGCCUUAUUUGAGGUAAACUUAUUUUUUACAUAGUCUGAUACUAUAUGAUUUUAAUUCUCAGUCAUAUCUGAAUCAAUAAAUAUGCUUAACCCCGGGAGUGUAAGGACAUUUUAUAUCAAUGGUAGUUGGUGGAGUUUUAAGAUGUUGGCAUAGGUUUUCUGGCUAAACUCCAGGCGAAACUCCACCCAUAGAAUUUGACUCCACACCUUAAUUCUGUAAUGAGCAUCUUAUUCUGUUAUGGUGAGAUCUAUCUGCUUUACGUUACUCAGCCUUUGAUGGUAGUCUGCAUACAAUACACAGAGAUGGGUAAAAAACAGAGAUACCCGGGGGGCGGAGCCUGACCGGGGAGCUGAACAGACGCACUAUCUGUGAGCUCCCGAGCCUAGACCCGAUACUCGACGACAAUCACGGGAAAGCCUCACAAUCCUGAUCCACAACUUACUUCAUCGUGUAAUACCAAAGCUGGGGAUCCCGAAGAUACCACACACACCCGGUUUGCCUGCUGAAUUGCCGGGUCGGAGGCUUGGGGCCUACACCAUGCAAAGCAGGGGAGAGGCGGCCGCUCUCCCAGCUCACCAAAGCAUGUGGCACCCGAAGCAUCGGGCGUACCCUCCCCCCCUUGGACCGGUGGGGGUUAUCCCGGUCCCAAUCGUCCAAACCAGUCUGCCUAGAGGGUCGGUAAACGACAAGACAGGCCUAAAACUAGCAAUAAAGCAGCAAACCACUCGCUGCCCUAAGAUGGCGGACACGCAGCCCAACAAAGACCUCGCAGCACCAGAACCCAAACACAGCAUCUGCGAAUCCCUAGACACCCACCUGGAAAAGCUGUUUGCAAACUUCUGGGCUAAAGUGGAGGCUCGACAUGCUGCCGCACAAGCACAGGUGCAGGCGAGUGAGAGCUCAACCUGGAACAUGGAAAGGGUCAACCACGGAGGUCCUGGGAAGUCCUCGGGCAUAAAACGCACUGCACAGAUCGCAUCUCCCCACACAAGCCCAUCCGGGCUGAGGGCCCCGAGGGGCAAAGCCCCGCUGCAUCCCCCGCAUAGGUGGAGGCCUGCACGCCACAGGCGGCGAAACACCACCACAGCCUCCAGACCUACCUUUUCAGGGAAGGACCCGGCCUAUAUACGUCCCCGAGUCCGCGGUGAAAUGAUGCUGGCCCCACAACAAGCCUGGAGCAGGAGGGCAAUACCAGCAUGCCUCUGGCGGUUCACUGACACUGGCGACCACCGUUCUAAGCAGGCAGACAAAGCCUCCAGAUCGGGCAUUGGCUGAUACAAAACGGACUGACUCACGUAAAAGCGCAUAUGUUUUAUUUUAACUUGUUUUAUUUUAUUUUAGGCUUGUUGCCACCUAUGCUACCUAUCUCUUAAAUGCUAUAACUAGUAGCUAACUAGCAAGCUAACGUAUUGACAGUAACACUCGAGUCUUAAAAACAAAAAAUGUGCUGAUACCGCAUGCCACAGAAUGUUUAAAAUGUGUACUUCUUUUUGCCUGUGCUUAAUUGGUCUGCCAUGUUUAAACUCUAUAAUGCAUCUCUGUACGCUGUAUCACGUUACUCAUCUGAUUACUCAUGCAUAUCCAACCUAAACCGUUGCCCCCUGAUGCAUUGGUACCAUUCUUGUCAUACUACCCACCAUGUUAUUUUACUGUUGGGGUACCCUGCAAUACUACCUUAUGUUAUUAAACCCAAUUAGCUCUAACAUACUUCCAGCUAUAGAUUCAAAAAAUACAUAAAAUGUGCAAUGUAUGAGACGCCAAACCAUUGUUAUUGAUUGUUUGUUAUUAGGCUAGCACUAGCUGUUGUGGCUGUGCGAAUUUUGUCUGUUAUCUAAUGCACGACCAAAAUAAAGAAUUAAAAAAAAAAACAAAAAAAAAAAACACAGAGAUACCCAUAAAAUAUAUAAAGCCUAGUACAGUACAAAGAUUCAGACCACUCAAGAAGUACUAGCAGCUCACGUAGGGCAGAAUGGAAGACCCAACACAAUACUAAAAGCAUCCUCAAAGGUCCUGAGAAAACAGUAUCUUUCCCAAAAACACACAUUGUCCAAAUUUAUUUUAAAACCAGAACAUAUUUCCCUUCUCAAUAAAGGUCUCUCUUUUGUCCCCACCCCAGGAGCCAAUACAUUUGAAUGGGUUAAAGAAACCAAUCUAUUUGGUCGAAAGUUAGUUUUAAAUGUCUUACACAAAAGAAAGGAACAGAAACUAUCAAAAAAACUGGGUGUCCUCCCAGAGGACUUUAAAUAUCCUAAAACCAUGAUUUCACUUUUAGAAGAACAAAAAUGUGACCAACCAUUAACAACUGUAAAAUCACAAAGCUGGUUUACACUAAGUUUCAAGGAGGUCUCUAAUGUGUACCUCUUUGUAAAGACAAUGGACAAUAUUGAGAAGUUACCUCCACCAAAGAUUCCUAAAGACAAUUUGACCUCAAGCAAAUGUAGAGCCUUACCAGAGUUAAGUCAGAACAAAGCUCUGAUAAUUAAACCCUUGGACAAGGAAGGCAGCACAGGUGUCCAUGCAGCCUACCCCGGACCCUCUGGGAUGUAAAAAUGAGAAAACGGCGAACAUAAACCUAAACACCCAGGAACCGGCAAAAGGAGGAGGGAGGGAAACACAACCGGGAAGGGUUGUUACAUAACCUCUAACAUAACCGAACUGUAGCAAUAAAUCUUCUUCUACAUGGCUAUCAAAUACCAAGGGAAUCUUCAAGAGUGGAAACUGUGAGGCCUGCAAUUUCAUUCAAACGUGUUCAUACGUGUUGUUUAUAGCAUCACAUGCAGCUGUUGACAUUGUACAUUGAAGAAAUGUACCAGCAGCUCAGGAGAAGAAUUUUACAGAACAUUAAUUCAGUAAAAAUCCCAACAUUUCAAACCCGGUGGCAAACCACGUUCGAGUAUUUCACGGAAGGGACCCAUCACAUUUUUCCUUUCAGGCGUUGGAACAAAUCACCCUGAACUCGAGAGAAGGUACCUUUAAUCUAAAACUUCUAUAGAAGGAUUCUAUGUGGAUAUAUGAAUUCCAAACCCUGUCACCCCGAGGACCAAAUGUGGAAUUCAAUUUCAUUCCUUUCAUUCAUCACUUAACGCCAUUUUAUGUCUCUCUAAUAAAAUUCUCCUAUACUCGUGUAGUCAUUCCUUCUUAAAUUCAGCAUAUUUUACCAUUAGUAUCAUUUCCAUUAUAUCUUUUUUAAUGUUUUUUUAAUUUUUUUAUUAUUUUACAUCUUUUUUUAAUAGUUUUCUGACUUAUCAUUUUUAUUAUCUUUCAAUUUCUUUGCACUCAUAUCUUCUCCUCAGAAAAGAUUCAUAUUUGGUUAGAUCUGUACACCACAAACACUAUUGCUUAAAAACCCUCUUUCAGAAUCAUAAUAGUGACUAAUCUUCUCUUGAAACAUAUUCCAUUCUAAUUGAAUUUUGAUAAUCGAGAUAGCAAUGCGAGAUAUGUAUACCAAUAUUCAUAACUGCAUCACAGAAUAUAGAAUUUAACAAUGCCUGAUAAUAUACCAUUAAUAUUACAUUGUAACCCACCAACUCUCCUAAAUUCUCAACAAUGAGAUAGACUGACUUAAAGAGCAAAAGCACAACAGAAGCAAGUCUCCAAUAAGUAUCAACUUACUCAUACACAGCAUAAGCUGAUUAUAUAUAUAUAUAUAUAUAUAUAUAUAUAUAUAUAUAUAUAUAUAUAUACAGGGAGUGCAGAAUUAUUAGGCAAAUGAGUAUUUUGACCACAUCAUCCUCUUUAUGCAUGUUGUCUUACUCCAAGCUGUAUAGGCUCGAAAGCCUACUACCAAUUAAGCAUAUUAGGUGAUGUGCAUCUCUGUAAUGAGAAGGGGUGUGGUCUAAUGACAUCAACACCCUAUAUCAGGUGUGCAUAAUUAUUAGGCAACUUCCUUUCCUUUGGCAAAAUGGGUCAAAAGAAGGACUUGACAGGCUCAGAAAAGUCAAAAAUAGUGAGAUAUCUUGCAGAGGGAUGCAGCACUCUUAAAAUUGCAAAGCUUCUGAAGCGUGAUCAUCGAACAAUCAAGCGUUUCAUUCAAAAUAGUCAACAGGGUCGCAAGAAGCGUGUGGAAAAACCAAGGCGCAAAAUAACUGCCCAUGAACUGAGAAAAGUCAAGCGUGCAGCUGCCACGAUGCCACUUGCCACCAGUUUGGCCAUAUUUCAGAGCUGCAACAUCACUGGAGUGCCCAAAAGCACAAGGUGUGCAAUACUCAGAGACAUGGCCAAGGUAAGAAAGGCUGAAAGACGACCACCACUGAACAAGACACACAAGCUGAAACGUCAAGACUGGGACAAGAAAUAUCUCAAGACUGAUUUUUCUAAGGUUUUAUGGACUGAUGAAAUGAGAGUGAGUCUUGAUGGGCCAGAUGGAUGGGCCCAUGGCUGGAUUGGUAAAGGGCAGAGAGCUCCAGUCCGACUCAGACGCCAGCAAGGUGGAGGUGGAGUACUGGUUUGGGCUGGUAUCAUCAAAGAUGAGCUUGUGGGCCUUUUCGGGUUGAGGAUGGAGUCAAGCUCAACUCCCAGUCCUACUGCCAGUUCCUGAAGACACCUUCUUCAAGCAGUGGUACAGGAAGAAGUCUGCAUCCUUCAAGAAAAACAUGAUUUUCAUGCAGGACAAUGCUCCAUCACACGCGUCCAAGUACUCCACAGCGUGGCUGGCAAGAAAGGUAUAAAAGAAGAAAAUCUAAUGACAUGGCCUCUUUGUUCACCUGAUCUGAACCCCAUUGAGAACCUGUGGUCCAUCAUCAAAUGUGAGAUUUACAAGGAGGGAAAAACAGUACACCUCUCUGAACAGUGUCUGGGAGGCUGUGGUUGCUGCUGCACGCAAUGUUGAUGGUGAACAGAUCAAAACACUGACAGAAUCCAUGGAUGGCAGGCUUUUGAGUGUCAUUGCAAAGAAAGGUGGCUAUAUUGGUCACUGAUUUGUUUUUGUUUUGUUUUUGAACGUCAGAAAUGUAUAUUUGUGAAUGUUGAGAUGUUAUAUUGGUUUCACUGGUAAUAAUAAAUAAUUGAAAUGGGUAUAUAUUUGUUUUUUGUUAAGUUGCCUAAUAAUUAUGCACAGUAAUAGUCACCUGCACACACAGAUAUCCCCUAACAUAGCUAUAACUAAAAACAAACUAAAAAACUACUUCCAAAAAUAUUCAGCUUUGAUAUUAAUGAGUUUUUUGGGUUCAUUGAGAACAUGGUUGUUGUUCAAUAAUAAAAUUAAUCCUCAAAAAUACAACUUGCCUAAUAAUUCUGCACUCCCUGUAUAUAUAUAUAUAUAUAUAUAUAUAUAUACACACAGUAGAAAUGGAGGUAGGAGCUCUGAGUGCUCCCUAAUAAUCACACAGCUGGUUAAUACACCAUCUCCCCAUAGUCUACGAUCGAUUGGGCGAUUCCUCCCAUCAGGUGACCUCUUACAUUUAAGUUGGGCACAUAUAAGUGGCAGACAAAUAUAUCUAUAUAUGUAAUUGCAUUUAGGCGACGUUUCCCGUUGUGAUUCCGUAAGGAGAUUCCCCUUUUGAUUCUGUAAUAGAGCGAGAUUUUGUACAUAGGAAUUUCCAUUUAUUUCGAUUUAUUAUUGUUUUCUAUUUGAGUUCUUAUUUAUUCAUUUAACUUGUUUAACAUUUUUAUUUUAAUACAUUUAUAACAAUCUCCAAGAGAGCUAACCCGUUCUAUAAACUGAACGCCAUAAUAAGUAACAAACAAACAAGACGGGAAAUGUAGAAUUCCCUCUAAGGCAAACCUUCAAAAACAGAAGUCUAAUCAGUUUUAUACGUACAAAACAGAAUACUAUAUGGGAUCUGGUCUGCCUAGUGCAAUACACAGAGGUGAGGGAGUCCGACUUGAAAUGAAUUUGCUCAACUGUACUGAGACAGGGAUACACCCAAACCUGUCUGAAAAUAUAAAGAACGGUGAUACCUAUAAGGCAGUGUGUUCAGGAGCUAAUUCACUUAAAAAUGGCUUAUUCGGUAAGAUUGGAUGUAAUAAUUGUAUCAAAAUCUGGAACAAUUGAUGAUGAUUCGAAUAAGAUGUAUGGUGUGUAUACCUUUAAAUCUGCUAAAGGCAGAUUCUGCGUGUUACACACCAACUGAUCUGCUUAUUAAAAAGCCACUAUUUAUUACAGAAUAACAACAUAAAAAAUAGUCAUCUGUUUAAUGUAGUUAUACACACAUUUAUAUAAAAAAUAGUAGUGUGUUAGGCUUAAAAUUGUCUGAUAGCAGACUAAAUAGUGCAAAAACAGUGCUUCACUUACAGUAGAGAGAUACACAAAAUACUGAAUCUCUAUAUAUUGUAAUAAGAUCACUUGAAAUGUGGAUGAAUGAGUGCAGGUUCCAAAAAAAACACUGUUUGGAAGAUAAAAAUGUUUUUAAAAUAAUGUCAACAUUUUAUUUAUAGUAUAUUCAAUAAAAACAUGAUUAAAAGAAUAAUGAAAUAAAAAAAAUACAAAAAUAAGAGCCAGGAACGAUUAACAAGUCAUUUGCCAGUAGAAAUAUAGUUCAUGUAACGUGAUAUCCACUGAAACUAUUCAGGAUUACAGUGGAUACUUUGUAUCAAAACUGAAUUGCUGUACUUGCCGGCUCACCGUGAGGUUGGCGUGCGUCCCAAACCUCUCUUUGAAUAUCAGAUGCUGGCAGUCCGUCGGUCCCCAGAUCGUAGGUGCUAGUCUGCACGGGGAGAGUGUCCUUCUGCUGCUGGCUGACUGUGUUCGUAUCCAGACUGACAGCGAGCUGAACUAUAUUUCUACUGGCAAAUGACUUGUUAAUCGUUCCUGGCUCUUAUUUUUGUAUUUUUUUAAUUUCAUUAUUCUUUUAAUCAUGUUUUUAUUGAAUAUACUAUAAAUAAAAUGUUGACAUUAUUUUUAAAACAUUUUUAUCUUCCAAACAGUGUUUUUUUGGAACCUGCACUCAUUAAUCCACAUUUCAAGCGAUCUUAUUACAAUAUAUAGAGAUUCAGUAUUUUGUGUAUCUCUCUACUGUAAGUGAAGCACUGUUUUUGCACUAUUUAGUCUGCUAUCAGACAAUUUUAAGCCUAACACACUACUAUUUUUUAUAUAAAUGUGUGUAUAACUACAUUAAACAGAUGACUAUUUUUUAUGUUGUUGUUCUGUAAUAAAUAGUGGCUUUUUAAUAAGCAGAUCAGUUGGCGUGUAACACGCAGAAUCUGCCUUUAGCAGAUUUAAAGGUAUACACACCAUACAUCUUAUUCGAAUCAUCAUCAAUUGUUCCAGAUUUUGAUACAAUUAUUACAUCCAAUCUUACCGAAUGAGCCAUUUUUAAGUGAAUUAGGUCCAAAACAGAAUUCUAGUUCACUCGAUUAGAUUUGUUCCAUACCAAGGCACAUAAUGCAACAAGGUCAAAUUUACAAUUAGUUCGCAAGCUUCCCAACUUCAUCUAACAUAUAAUUUUAUCAAUAUCUAUUAGUGGAGAUGAUAACUACUGUAAGAGUUAAUAACCACCGUCUCUUAAUACCAUUGAGAAUGGAAUUGGACCACUCUCACUGGGAAAUUCAAAUUAUACCAAUCAGAAAAGGGAUUCCCCCCAUUUUAUACCGGUUACUUACAUGUGGCCGGUUCUCCCUCUGAUGAUCCUUGCCGUCAAAUGUGCCUGUCAGGGGAUCUGAGUGCUCCCUCUAAACCACAAAUUUGCAUAACAUACUGUUAUUUAGCAGUAUGUUUCUUGAUAGAGACCUCCUUUGAUCUUAAAAAUAUUUCAAUUCCUAGCGAGGCUGUGGCAGUUAUAGGGGUUUGUUUAGUCAUAAUAAACUUUCAAGCUAUAGAGACAGAUGCCCUCGAAUGCAUGGUGAGAGGCAGGGAAGUCAGUACAACUUUUUUUAUAACAAUUCUCAAAUCAGAAUCACCUUACUAGCCACACGCUAUAACUGGGAUAUUGUACAUUGUUACAUACUAACAACACAUACCAGGUAACAAUAAGCUUAAACCUGUUACUGAACACUAGCAAAGUAAACGAAAUUCUGAGAUGGGGCAUGACUUAAUUUAUUCUAGCAUUAUCACAACAUCAAUAUCAUAAGCAAUUGCAUGUAUACAUAGUCAUUGAACAGCAAUACUCCCCGUUCUAAUUUUGAGGGUUGCCUUUUUUUGUUUAGAUCUACCCUGCUGACAUUUAGUUUUCAUCUACUGUACCACAAAUCAGACUCAGGUGACAGUAUGUACUAGCAGUAAGGUGCAUUAAGCAUUUUGUUCUCAUUUUCCAUUUUGUUUGGGUUUUUGAAUUCACCAUUUAGGUGAUAUUCUACUUGCAUUUGUAUCUACAACCCCCUUCUUUUUUCCUUAUUUUCUAUGUACAUACAUACACGGUCUGCACAAUUGUGAAACCAUUGCCCUUAUUUGUUUUUUGAAACGACAUGUGGUUGUAGAAAUUUUAUUGAUCUAAGAAAUAAAAAUGAGGUUUUAAAAAUGAUCCAUUUUGCAACUUUCCCAUUAACUUUGGUCAAAUACUCCAGUCCUUGUUUUUGUUAUACAAGACUAGCUACCCCCUCCACAAAAAAAAAAGGUCAUCUUUGUGUAGCUCUUUCUCCCCCAACUCAUUUGUGUGUCUUUUCCCCCCUCCCACCCCCAGCACUCUGUGUGCCACUCCUCUGUGUCUGCCCUUGUGCUUUCCCCCUGUGCCAGCUCACUUAAAGGACCACUCUAGGCACCCAGACCGGUUACUUACAUGUGGCCGGUUCUCCCUCUGAGCUUAAUAAAGUGGCUUAAUAAAGUGGUCUGGGUGCCAGGUCCCUCUAGGAUUAACCCUUUUUUUUUAUAAACAUAGCAGUUUCAGAGAAACUGAUAUGUUUAUAAAUGGGUUAAUCCAGCCCUCAAAUCCUCUAGUGGCUAUCUCACUGACAGCCGCUAGAGGCGCUUGCGUGAUUCUCACUGUGAAAAUCACAGUGAGAACACGCAAGCGUCCAUAGGAAAGCAUUGUAAAUGCUUUCCUAUGAGACCGGUUGAAUGCGCGCGCAGCUCUUGCGCAUUCAGCCGAAAGGGAGGAGAGGAGGAGUCCAUAGUCUAAAGGGAGCAGGCGGGCAACCAGACUCCUCCAAUGCAAUGUGGCGAGAUUGCUCUCGUCACACCUGGGUUGUCUAAAAUAUGUACAUGUGGGGUGUUUUCCAGAGAUUUAUGACAAAUAAUAGUGUUACAAUGUCACUAUUGAUAAAUUUUUAAAAUGUAUGUUUUGAAACCACAAUAUCCUACUUGUACUUAUAGCCCUAUAACUUGCAAAUAAAAGCAAAGCAUGUAAACGCUGGGUAUUUUUAAACUCAGGACAAAAUUUUAUAUCAAUUUAGCAGUUUUUUUCAUUAGCUUUUGUAGAUGAGUAAAAGAUAGGCGGAGAGCUCCCCGUCCGGCGCUGGAAAAAAGGUAAGUUUUAACCCUUUCCUCUCAGCAGAGCUGGGCGGGAGGGGGACCCUGAGGGUGGGGGCACCCUCAGGGCACUAUAGUGCCAGGAAAACGAGUAUGUUUUCCUGGCACUAUAGUGGUCCUUUAAUUCCUCCAUGCAGAGUGGCCAAGAGAUAUACCAUGAAAGAAGUUCCUGUAACUUCUACCCAAUCUAUAAGGAAGCUGUUCUGAGCCCUCAGUGAGCACGAGGUAGGAGAUAGAGAAGUUCCUCUACCAUGGUACGUGGCUCAGUCAUGCUACAUACAGAGACUGUCAGGAGGGGAGCUCUGUGCUGUGCGCUCCCCUCCUGCUUGUCGUCUGGGCAUUGCACCUCCCGGGCCAGUGUGCCCUAGGUGGCUGCCUAACCCACUAAGCAGUCGGGCCUGCCCUGCAUACAAUAGGCAUAGCUGAGUACAAUACAAAUAUACCAUACACAAAGCUGGACACAAUUUAGAUGUACUAUACUAUUACACAAAGCCAGGAUCAUUGUAAUGGAUAGACAUGCAGAUUCACUUUGGUCCAAAUUUGGCCCAUUUGGGUGUUAGGUCUAACUCAGACAAAAUGUACCUGAAUCAUGAACUAACUCAAACGUGCUAUGGCCGAGCAUUUUUGUUUCAGUUUGUGAUUCUGGAUUCUGCCCGUGGCACUAAAAACAUAGCUAUAUGAUACAAAAAAAAGAGGAUUAACCCCUUAAGGACCGGACUGUUUUUGCGAUGUUGUACAUUUGCGACAAGGCCUCUUUUUACACUUUUGUGGUGUUUGUGUUUAGCUGUAUUUUUCUGUAAUUUUCUGCUCUUGUUUUUUUCAGGACAAAAAGGGCAUUCUUUACAUACCAUUAUUUAUAUAAUCUCAUGUAAUUUAAUUUAAAAAAAAUAAAAAAUAUGAUGCAAAAUUGAAAAAAAUACAUGUUUUUUUACUUUUACUUGAAAUAUCUUUUACUCAUCUACAAAAGCUAAUGAAAAAAACUGCUAAAUUGAUUCAAAAUUUUGUCCUGAGUUUAAAAAUACCCAGCGUUUACAUGCUUUGCUUUUAUUUGCAAGUUAUAGGGCUAUAAGUACAAGUAGGAUAUUGCGGUUUCAAAACAUACAUUUUAAAAAUUUAUCAAUAGUGACAUUGUAACACUAUUAUUUGUCAUAAAUCUCUGGAAAACACCCCACAUGUACAUAUUUUAGACAACCCAGGUGUGACGAGAGCAAUCUCGCCACAUUGCAUUGGAGGAGUCUGGUUGCCCGCCUGCUCCCUUUAGACUAUGGACCGGACUUUUAAAAUACUUUAUUUUCCCUGCAGAAAGGCUUAUUCAUGCCUUUCUGCCAGGGUGUUCGGUAUAUUUUAUCUACCAAACAAAAUACCGAAGGCGCGACCACUGGGAAGCUGGCGUGUGCCUUCAAUUCACCUCCCUGAAGCUAGCAUGUGCUGUCAAUUGACCACCCAGUAGCUGCUGUUAACCGCAGCAUAAUUGACUGUUACUGGGUGGUCGCAGUUGCACGGUGUUAUGGAGCUUCCUGGAUGGCCAGCGGUGCUCAGCCCGGAAUCAGUGCUCUAAAAGCGGACACUUUUACGUGCAGGCCCCGCUGAGCCUCAAGCCUUCCCUGCUUCUAUUCGUGGCUGUUUAGCCAAACGCUGAAUUGAUCAGGACUCUACUUCAGUGAAUGUUUUAACCCAGAUAGCUAUGCCAUGGAGCCUAUUCGUGUAAUUAAAGACUUUGGCUCCAUGGCAAUUGAACUGUGUGAAAUAGGAUCUGAGCGCUAUUCGGUCGUUAUGUGCGCUCAGAUCCCAGCUAUCUGGGGAUAUGUGACAUGUCUGUAUUUUAUGUAUAAAAUGUAACUUUGUAUAUUUUAAAGUAUUUUACUGUAUUUGUGUCCCCACGUGUAUAAUGGAGUUUUCCUCUGUCCUGGGAGAUAAUUGGAUUACUAUCUCCAGGAUAGAGGGAGGGAAAUUAGGAUGCAUUGUGGGAAUGUUUUACUUCUGUCUGUUUAACAGUUUCCCAUCUGGUCCCCUAGGGGAGUGUCCACCAGGUGGGAGACCUGCAUAAAUACUGGGCAGGUAGCCCUCAAUAAAGCAGACCACGGCUUGACCCUCAAAACGGAGCUCUGUCUUAUCUUUGGGGGGAUUUACUGCAUGCUGUUAGAGACUGAUUGCCAACACCCCAAUAUGUGUUCAGCAACAUCUCCUGAGUACAGUGAUACCACCCAUGCAUAGGCUUGUCGGAUUGUUUGGGGGCUAAAAGGCCACAUUUGGCAGGUGCGCAUAUCCAUUUUUCAACUUGGAAUUUUGACAUGUAGUCAACCUGCGCACAUGUCCUAUUUGGGACAUUUGUAAGGCCGGCCAAUGUAUUUUACCCCCACCAAACCAUAUAUUUUUGGAAAGUAGACACCCUAGGGUAUUUCAAAUGGUGGUUUUUUAACACUUUCCAUGCACUAAUUCUACCACCAGACUUUGUCAAACAUUUAGGUAGUCAUUUUUUGUGUGUUUUUUUUCACACACAUUGUACUUUAGGCAUGAAUUAACAGAUCGUGUUAUGUGUCACUGCCAAACAACACCCCAAUAUGUGUUCAGCAACAUCUCCUGAGUACAGUGAUAUCACCCAUGCAUAGGCCUGUCGGGUUGUUUGAGGGCUAAAAGGCAAUGAUCGAGACUUGUACAUAUCAGUUUUUCAACUUGAUAUAUAGGUAUGCUUGGCCUAUCUUCAGUUUGGCAUAUUUUUGCAUCCCCCUAUUAAUGUUAAUAUCAUGAAAGUUUAUAUUUUUAUAAAGUAGACAUUCCAGGGUAUUGUAUAUGGGGUGUUUUCACAUCCUUCCCCCAACCAUUGUGUUAAACAAAUUUCAGACUACGUGCAUGGUGGUAAUUUUUUAAUUCUGCUUUUUAUGCACACGUCAUCUGGUUUUGGCCAGCCAGUUAUAUGUUACUGCCAUAAAACUUUUUUAACCAAAUGUGCAGGUAUCAAACGCACCUUUAGCAGCAUUCUCUAAACUAACUCCUGCAAAAAGAAUCUAACUGGAAAUUUGGGGGAAGGAAACUGACUAACUAAAAUUUGCUGCUUUCAAAAGAAAAAAAACAGCGCAAAGGGGUGUCUGUUCUUUUCCCUUUUUUAAACAUAGAAACAUAGAAACAUAGAAUGUGACGGCAGAUAAGAAACAUUCGGCCCAUCUAGUCUGCCCAAUUUUCUAAAUACUUUCAUUAGUCCCUAGUCUUAUCUUAUAGUUAGGAUAGCCUUAUGCCUAUCCCACGCAUGCAUAAACUCCUUUACUGUGUUAACCUCUACCACUUCAGCUGGAAGGCUAUUCCAUACAUCCACUACCCUCUCAGUAAAGUAAUACUUCCUGAUAUUAUUUUUAAACCUUUGUCCCUCUAAUUUAAGACUAUGUCCUCUUGUUGUGGUAGUUUUCUUCUUUUAAAUAUAGUCUCCUCCUUUACUGUGUUGAUUCCCUUUAUAUAUUUAAAUGUUUCUAUCAUAUCCCCCCUGUCUCGUCUUUCCUCCAAGCUAUACAUGUUAAGAUCCUUUAACCUUUUCCUUCUCCCUAUACAACCAAGCAUUCUGCUAGCAUGUCCUGCUGCUCUAUUACAUUGUCUGCCUACCUUUAAGUCAUCAGAAAUAAUCACCCCUAAAUCCCUUUCCUCAUAUGUUGAGGUUAGGACUCUAUCAAAUAUUCUGUACUCUGCCUUUGGGUUUUUACAUCCAAGAUGCAUUAUCUUGCACUUAUCCACAUUAAAUGUCAGUUGCCACAAUUCUGACCAUUUUUCUAGUUUACCUAAAUCAUUUGCCAUUUGGCUUAUCCCUCCUGGAACAUCAACCCUGUUACAUAUCUUAGUAUCAUCAGCAAAAAGACAUACCUUACCAUCAAGACCUUCUGCCAUAUCACUAAUAAAAAUAUUAAAGAGAAUGGGUCCAAAUACAGAUCCCUGAGGUACCCCACUGGUGACAAGUCCAAGCUCCGAAUAUAUUCCAUUAACUACAACCCUCUGUUGCCUGUCACCCAGCCACUGUCUUACCCAUUCAACAAUAUUGGAAUUCAAACUUAAAGGUUGCAGUUUAUUGAUAAGCCUUUUAUAACAGACCCGGCAACAUUUCAGGGGAUUUGUUUUUUUUGCAGUUGGUGGUAUCUUAAAAAUAAAAUGUCUGGACUCCUCUGGCACCGUUGUUGGAACUUGACCAUCUCCAUAAAUUAUUGUGGAAAUCAGCUUAAACUGAAAUUGGAGAAAAGUGGUUUUUUCUGGAUUCAUUUUUUUAAAGAGUAAAAAUGAAUUAUGUGUUGCUACUUGCAUCAGGUAGGCCUUUUUUACCAGGCUUUUGUCUUUCUUAAGAUAAGAUAUGGCUGCAUCAGCUGAUCAGCCAAAUCAACAUCCCCAUGUGCCUGUUAUAAGCCCUGAUGCAAACAGGUUUGGUCUGUACUCUAGAAAAAACGAUUAUAAAUAGGAUGGCGCAAGUGAGAGAAGGAUCUUAGUACAUGCAGCAACCAACAAAAACAAAUCCUGGUAAAACGAUUUGAACAUAAAAUAACUUACAGUAGUGAUGGUGCGCAACAGAGAAAUAAAAAUCGUAUUCACUAUGGACCUCUUAUAGAGAGUGAAAGUAGCCCUGUGUACAUAAAAUGAGGUGUUUACAGAGUGGAAAUAUUAUAAAUACUUUAAAACCAAACAGUGGUUGUGGUAAAACAAAACACAAUCUGUAGGUAUACUUGCAAACAUGGAAAUCACUCUGACACCUAUUAAGGAGACAAAAACAGAAAGAGAGCUCCUAGUGCAGCGUAGUAAUUCGCUUAUAAAUAAAAUAAAGCAAACAGAGGUGCCCUUUAGGUGUUACACUCACAAGAUUGGAUUGGUAAAAGCACCACUCGUUGCUAUAGCACUCAGGGAGGAUCAGCCCCUAGAGUGCGUGGGAUCCGUGGAAAGGAAGCUUGCAAUCCGGAUCUCAGGUAAGUAUACUUUAUUAAUAACAAUUAAAAAAACAGCAAAAUUGUUGUGGAGUUAGUUAGUCCGCUCACCAGCCUCAGGAAACCGCAAAGAAAGUUCCAUAUACUUAUGUAAUGUAAAAAAAUCUUCCGGCUGCUAUCCUGGUUGCUGUUGCCGACUGUCUCCAAAUCACUUCCUGGUUCCGGGUCCGUGCUGGUUGGUGAGCGGACUAACUAACUCCACAACAAGUUUUGCUGUUUUUUUAAUUGUUAUAUUAAUUAUUAAUUUUAUAUAUUUAUAAGUGAAUUACUAUGCUGCACUAGGAGCUCUUUUUCUGUUUUUGUCUCCUUAAUAGGUGUCAGAGUGAUUUCCAUGUUUGCAAGUAUACCUACAGAUUGUGUUUUGUUUUACCACAACCACUGUUUGGUUUUAAAGUAUUUAUAAUAUUUCCACUCUGUAAACACCUCAUUUUAUGUACACAGAGUUACUUUCACUCUCUAUAAGAGGUCCAUAGUGAAUACGAUUUUUAUUUCUCUGUUGCGCACCAUCACUACUGUAAGUUAUUUUUGGUCUGUACUCUGCCUCGGACAGUGAUGCUUGACAUGCUUUCGUCAUGGAUGGUGGUUAGUAUAUUAACAUCCUUCCUGUCCUUAAAUUGUAUUGCAAGCACUUUAGCUUUGCGCAGACCUUUACAUUCACUUUUUUUAAUUUGGCCUCUAUAAAAGGUCUGGGGAAAUCCUUGGCAUUUCUUGUCACAGUUCCACAGGCCAGUAUCUGCAAACCAUAAAGAGUUUGAAACAAACGGACAAUGCUACAAAAAUUUUCCACAUAAAGGUGGUAACCUUUAUUGAACAAGGGGAUCAGUAGGUCCCAUACAAGUUUCCCGCUUGUCCCCAGAGAGCCAGGACAGCCAGGAGGGUCCAGUUGACCAUCUUUCCCCUCAUAUACACGAAAGGUAAAUGUAUAGCCACUUUCACUCUCGCACAGUUUGUAGAAUUUUACGCCAUAACCUAGAGCGCUUUGAGGGGAUGUAUUGUUUGAAUCCUAAUCUCCCUUUAUAUUUCAUGAACGAUUCAUCAAUAGAUACAUUUUGUUGGUGAGUAUAAACUUCAGUAAAUUUGUGCUGAAGAUGGUCACCAGUGGGUGUAUUUUAUGAAGCCUAUCAUAUUGGGUGUGAUCUCUGAGGUGACAGAGGGUAUUGUCAUUGAAAUGUAAGUAUCUCAGCAGCAGCUCAUAUCUUGUUCUGUACAUGGUUUGGGAGUACAGUGGACUAGAACAGAUUGGGUUGGUGCUCCAGUAAGAGCAAAUUGAUGGCUUCUCUAUAAUCCCCAUGAGAAUUGGAAGAGCCCAGACAUUUUUAAGUUCAGCGACAUCUGUUGGAUGCCAAGCACGCUCCUCCCUGACUGCAUAGCUAUCUGGAUUGGUAUCAAUAAAUUGGGUAGCAUAUAAAUUAGUCUGGGGAGCAAUCUCCUCCCAGAUGGUAUCCCCUAAAAAUAGCUCCAUGUAUUGCAUAGGGGAGAAAUCAUCCACAUUGACAUUAAUGCCUGUGUUGGCACUAAAAGGGGGGGGUUUUGGGCUCAGCUAACUGUGGAGAAACCCGUUCCUCCUCCACAUUCUGCGUAGCAGACAAAGCACAGCUUCUUUUUGCAGCCUGCUCACACACAGAUGACAUGUCACUAGAUGUGUCAGAAAACUGACCUGGGUCAAAAUCGGACGCAGUGUCAGUGAAGUCAGAGUCUGGCUAACACAGAGUUACUAACACACACUUUUUUUAAAUUUUAUACUAAAAACAGACUAAAACUGAUAAAAAACAGACUAAGUGAGACUAAAACUUCCAUUAGCAGCAAUCUGUAAACUAACUCCUGCAAAAAGAAUCUAACUGGAGAUUUGGGGGAAGGAUACUGACUAACAGAAAUUUGCUGCUUUCAAAAUAAACAAAAAAAAUAAAUCAGGAACAAGUAUUAUAAAAAUUUAUUUUCUGUGUGGUAGACCUUAAAACAUGCUCCAAUACACAGUCCAGGGUUUGUAGGGCAAUCGUCUGGAAUGUCUGGAAAUGUCUGGACUCCUCUGGCACCGUUGUUGGAACUUGACCAUCUCCAUAAAUUAUUGUGGAAAUCAGCUUGAACUGAAAUUGGAGAAAGGUGUUUUUUUCUGGAUUCAUUUUUUUAAAGAGUAAAAAUGAAUUAUGUGUUGCUACUUGCAUCAGGUAGGCCUUUUUUUACCAGGCUUUUGUCUUUCUUAAGAUAAGAUAUGGCUGCAUCAGAUGAUCAGCCAAUUCAACACCCCCCCAUGUUCCUGUUAUAAGCCCUGACGCAAACAGGUUUUGUCUGUACCCUGCCUCGGACAGUGACGUAUAACAUGCCUUCGUUAUGGAUGGUUGUUAGCAUGUGAACAUCCUUCCUGUCCUUAAAUUUUAGCGCCAGCAGUUCAGCUUUGCGCAGAGCUUUGCAUUCACCUAUUUUUAAUUUGGCCUCUAUGAGAGGUCUGGGGAAAUCCUUGGCAUUUCUUCUUACAGUGCCGCAGGCCAGUGUCUGCAAACGAUAAAGAAUUUUAAACAAGUGGUGGUAACCCUUAUUGAACAAGGGGAUCAUUCGUCCCAAACAAGUUUUCCAUUUGUCCCCAGAGAGUCAGGACAGCCAGGAGGGUUCAGUUCAGCAUCUUUCCCCUCAUAUACACGAAAGGCAAAUGUGUAGCCACUUUCGCUCUCGCACAAUUUGUACACUUUAAUGCCAUACCUAGACCGCUUUGAGGGGAUAUACUGUUUGAACUCCCUUUAUAUUUCAUAAGGGAUUCAUCAAUAGAUACAUUUUGUUGGGGAGUAUAAAUUUCAGAAAUUUUAUGAAGCCUAUCUUAUUGGGGGUGAUCUCUGGGGUGACAGAGCAUAUUGUCGUUGAAAUGUAAGUAUCUCCGCAGCAGCUCAUACAGGGAGUGCAGAAUUAUUAGGCAAGUUGUAUUUUUGAGGAUUAAUUUUAUUAUUGAACAACAACCAUGUUCUCAAUGAACCCAAAAACUCAUUAAUAUCAAAGCUGAAUAUUUUUGGAAGUAGUUUUUAGUUUGUUUUUAGUUUUAGCUAUGUUAGGGGGAUAUUUGUGUGUGCAGGUGACUAUUACUGUGCAUAAUUAUUAGGCAACUUAACAAAAAACAAAUAUAUACCCAUUUCAAUUAUUUAUUAUUACCAGUGAAACCAAUAUAACAUCUCAACAUUCACAAAUAUACAUUUCUGACAUUCAAAACAAAACAAAAACAAAUCAGUGACCAAUAUAGCCACCUUUCUUUGCAAGGACACUCAAAAAGCCUGCCAUCCAUGGAUUCUGUCAGUGUUUUGAUCUGUUCACCUUCAACAUUGCGUGCAGCAGCAACCACAGCCUCCCAGACACUGUUCAGAGAGGUGUACUGUUUUCCCUCCUUGUAAAUCUCACAUUUGAUGAUGGACCACAGGUCUCAAUGGGGUUCAGAUCAGGUGAACAAGGAGGCCAUGUCAUUAGAUUUUCUUCUUUUAUACCCUUUCUUGCCAGCCACGCUGUGGAGUACUUGGACGCGUGUGAUGGAGCAUUGUCUUGCAUGAAAAUCAUGUUUUUUUUGAAGGAUGCAGACUUCUUCCUGUACCACUGCUUGAAGAAGGUGUCUUCCAGGAACUGGCAGUAGGACUGGGAGCUGAGCUUGACUCCAUCCUCAACCCGAAAAGGCCCCACAAGCUCAUCUUUGAUGAUACCAGCCCAAACCAGUACUCCACCUCCACCUUGCUGGCGCCUGAGUCGGACUGGAGCUCUCUGCCCUUUACCAAUCCAGCCACGGGCCCAUCCAUCUGGCCCAUCAAGACUCACUCUCAUUUUAUCAGUCCAUAAAACCUUAGAAAAAUCAGUCUUGAGAUAUUUCUUAGCCCAGUCUUGACGUUUCAGCUUGUGUGUCUUGUUCAGUGGUGGUCGUCUUUCAGCCUUUCUUACCUUGGCCAUGUCUCUGAGUAUUGCACACCUUGUGCUUUUGGGCACUCCAGUGAUGUUGCAGCUCUGAAAUAUGGCCAAACUGGUGGCAAGUGGUAUCGUGGCAGCUGCACGCUUGACUUUUCUCAGUUCAUGGGCAGUUAUUUUGCGCCUUGGUUUUUCCAAACGCUUCUUGCGACCCUGUUGACUAUUUUGAAUGAAACGCUUGAUUGUUCGAUGAUCACGCUUCAGAAGCUUUGCAAUUUUAAGAGUGCUGCAUCCCUCUGCAAGAUAUCUCACUAUUUUUGAUUUUUCUGAGCCUGUCAAGUCCUUCUUUUGACCCAUUUUGCCAAAGGAAAGGAAGUUGCCUAAUAAUUAUGCACACCUGAUAUAGGGUGUUGAUGUCAUUAGACCUCACCCCUUCUCAUUACAGAGAUGCACAUCACCUAAUAUGCUUAAUUGGUAGUAGGCUUUCGAGCCUAUACAGCUUGGAGUAAGACAACAUGCAUAAAGAGGAUGAUGUGGUCAAAAUACUCAUUUGCCUAAUAAUUCUGCACUCCCUGUAUAUUGGUCUAGGCAUUGUUUGGGAGUAUAUAGGAUUUGAACAAAUUGGGUUGGUGCUCCAGUAAGAGCGGAUUGAUGGCUUCUUUAUUAUCCCCAUGAGCACUGUAAGAGCCCAGAAUUUUUUAAGUUCAGGGACAUCUGUGGGAUGCCAAGCAUGCUCCCUGACUGUAUAGCUACCUGGAUUGGUCUCAGUAAAUUGGCUAGCGUAUAAAUUAGUCUGGGAAACAAUCUCCUCCCAGAUGGUAUCCCCUAAAAAUAACUCCAUAUAUUGUAUAGGGGAGAAGUCAACCACAUUCACAUUAAUGCCUGCAUUGGCACUAAAAGGGGGUAUGUUGGGCUCAGCUGACUGUGGAGGUACCCAGUCCUCCUCCACAUUCGGCGUAGCAGGGGAAGCACAGCUUCUUUUAGCAGCUGGCUCACACACAGAUGACAUGUCACUAGACGUGUCGCUAAACUGACCUGGGUCAAAAUCGGACGCAGUGUCAGUGGCGUCAGAGUCUGACACCAAGAAGGCAUAUGCCUCCUCCAAGCUGUACAUGCGCUACAUGUUUUACACUAACAGACUAAACUAACAAAAUACUAAACACAAAUUUUGUUUUUUAUAUUUUAUAUAUAUAUAUAUAUAUAUUUUAUUUUAUUUAUUUUUUAUUUAUUUUUAUUUUUUUACUAAAACAGACUAAAACAGUAAUCCCUGAACUAACUCCUGUUAAAAGAAUCUAAUGGAGAUUUGGGGGAAGGAAACUGACUGACUAAGACAGACUAAGACACAGAUUUUUAAAAUAAAGUUAACCCUUAAGGGCAAAAAUAAAAUACAGACAGUACAAAUGCACUGUCUGUAACAGAUCUGGCAGGGAAGGGGUUAAAAGGGAAUUUUUAUUCACUGCUGAUACUUUUUAAAAGUCUGUGGAACACCUGCUGCAACAAUAUAUCACAAUCUCUGUCUCUCUCACUUCACAAAACGAUACAGAGGAGAGAGAGGCAGAGAUCACUGUCAAAGUGAGUGUUUGUAACACCCACUUUGACACCAGCCAAUUGUGAGCGAUCACGGAUCACUCACACGCCACAAUUGGCUGUUACUAUCUGUCUGGGAUGCCAGGCAGAUAGUAACAGCGGGAUUUAGGCGGAAGUGAUCUCCGAUUGGCAACGCAAAAAUGCCGCGGACUGUCCUGAACCGUCCUCGGUCCCGAAGGGGUUAAUCUUUAUAUUGAUUUUUUUAUUCAUCAAGUGAGAAGUGAGAAUAGUCAUAAAAAGGUGGAGCAGUAAAAAAUAAAUACAUCUAUAUUUAAUAAAUAUAUAAUAUAUGAAUAUAUAAAAAUUUAUUUUACUGCUCCUUCUUUUACUUUUAUUGGUUGCUUUCGACAGUGUAAUACUCUUGUUAGUGUACUGCAACAUAUAUAUAUAGAGCUCCCCCGGGUCCUCCAUCCCUCCCCCCGGCGGCCGUGUCUCAGUGCUUGUGGGGAGAUAGUUUGUCUCUCCAUUGGCCCAUGAAGGCACACAGCAGGGCCGGCGCUAUGAUAGCGCUGACUCUGCAUGGGCCGGCAAGGGAGAUACACUGAUCCCCAGCGGACUGUGUGCAUGUAUUCAGCAGUCUGUCUGUCUGUCUGUAAGUACCCCAAAGACCACAUGGUGACAAACAAGAGUCUCUGGCAGUCUUCCCCAUUCUAUGCAAGCAUUGGAGUUGUGUACCAACAAAAAAAUAUUUUACACAUCUGUUCCUGCCCAGGACAAAUUUUUGUCACAGUCCCGUCCUGCUGUAAAUUCACCCCCUUUUUGCUGUAAGUCAAUGAUAACCUCUACUCCUGGCUCUGCUGCCCAAGAGGCAACUGAAUGCUCAAAACUGAUAAGAAAAUAUUAUGAAAGUUUCUGCUUAGGAGCUUCUGGCUCUCUAGCUAAAGUUGUUAUGGUAGGGAGUGGUGCUCUGCAGACACAAGGUAACAAGUCAACUCAUUAUAAUGGCUUAAUUACUUAAAGUGGGUGGGAUUGCCAGGCCACUCCUGGCCCAAAACCAACACCACAUGCUUUACUGGUUAUGCUGCUUGGAGUGUUUCUUUAAAUAACUCACAUCAUCCUACUCUUAAUCCUCCUACCCCACACUCAAUGUCGUUGUUAAAGGACCACUAUAGUGCCAGGAAAACAUACUCGUUUUCCUGGCACUAUAGUGCCCUGAGGGUGCCUCCACCCUCAGGGUCCCCCUCCCACCGGGCUGGAUGGCGAAGAAAGGGUUAAAACUUACCUUUUUUUCCAGCGCCGGGUGGGGAGCUCUCCUCCUCCUCUCCUCCCCUUCGGCUGAAUGCGCAUGCGCGGCAGGAGCUGCGCGCGCAUGCAGCCAGUCUCAUAGGAAAGCAUUUACAAUGCUUUCCUAUGGACGCUGGCGUCGUCUCACUGUGAUUUUCACAGUGAGAAUCACGCAAGCGCUUCUAGCGGCUGUCAAUGAGACAGCCACUAAAAGGCUUUAGAGGCUGGAUUAACCCAUUUAUAAACGUAGCAGUUUCUCUGAAACUGCUACGUUUAUAAAAAAAAAAGGUUUAACCCUAGCUGAACCUGGCACCCAGACCACUUCAUUAAGCUGAAGUGGUCUGGGUGCCUAGAGUGGUCCUUUAAUGUGACACAAUGUGUAUACUAGGACGUUCUAUCAACAUAUAAUACUCUCCUGACAAUCGCCCUCCAACUUCCCUCAUUAUGGUCUGAUGGAGCAUUCAGAAAAGAGAAAGCUCGGUCAGUUGUAAUUCUGACUAUGAGUUUACAUUGUCCCUCUCGUGUACCUUCCUUCUCUGUGUUUUGCUGCUGCUGCUGCUAAUAUGUGUUGGUAUGAUGUACAUCAGUUCUCUGUGGAAAUAUAGCAGAGGUACUGAGUUCCCAUUGUUUCCCAUUGCACUAGCACCCUGCUUCCAGCCAUUCAAUAAGAGCACUAUUUCUGGUUUUGCAGUCAGAUUUCAUCUCACAUUUUGAUGUCUAAGUUUCAUGCUCUUAUCAAAAAAUUUCUUCUCGAUGUGAACUCAUUUUGUAGUCAUAGUUGGGGUGCAUUUAACUGAUUGCUAAAGCCAUGGUGUUAUGACAGAAGUGUUUUUAUCCCUUGUGAAUUAGAACCUUUUUGGUUUUAUUUGGCUGGAAAUAAAGCUACGUGUUUUGGAAACCGUCCGGGAAACUGCUCCCCUUAUUAACACAUAGGUGCAUUACCUUAAUCUAGAUAAUGAGGAUCUGCCACACAGGAGUUUGUUUAUUCCUUUUUUUAUAUUUUCUCUUGUGUAAAGAUAAUUGACCCUAUGAAGUGUAUUCUUUCCCGAGGUACAUCGCAUAUAUUUCACAUAGUCAUUGCCGAUGCAAGAGUUGUUGCUGCAUAUAUAUAUAUUGCAGGAAUUAUCACACACUUAUUGUAUUAAUAACAGUCUAUUUAAAAAAACAAAUAAAAUCCUGUUAAAUUGCAUGGUUCAUAGUAAAAUACUUUAUAAAUAAAAAUGUAAUAUGUUGUCAUCACGUGGACUCACGCACUUUAACCAAAUCACCAAUAAUUUACAGAAAUGACUAAACUAAUAUGUAGAUAUUCCUAAUGCAGAUAAUGUAUAUGUCCAGGUAACAGGUGUCACCUAUCUUAUCACCUUUUGCAGUAGAGCAAGUCCCUUUGUGAGAGCUAAUGUACUGUCUGUUUGCAUCAUGCAGGAUCACAGAGACAGCAUAGCGUGACUGCAUUCAUUAUAAGUGAAAAUGUGUGAAAACUAAUCUAUUUUCUAAUUAGAGGCAGAGAGAGGAUGCAAGGGCUUAAAACACUGUACAGUAAUAGUGUAAUUGUGUUCUGCUCUAGAUCCUAUUAGCUUCUGCUUGGCAAGAGCUCCCACCUGUGUCCUCUUGCAUAACAGUGCCACCUACAGCCCUUCCUAUUGUACACAGCAUGCCAAGAUUAACAUCCCACUAUCUAAGAUUAUUCUUAGAAUUUAUGUAUCACCACCAUAUUACGCAGCAUUGUACAAUUAUAGAAUGGGAAUGUCUGACAGUAAGUAAAUCACAUACAAUAGAAUACUGACAGGGACAACAGGCGAAGAAGGCCAUGCUCAAACCAACUUACAUUUAAUUAGAUUGAGAAUAAACGGGAUGAACAGGGAAGAGUUAGAAACAAGCAGUGAGUGAAAAGUGGUGAUGGUGGGAAAUGCAUUAUUGAAUACCUAUCUAAAAGAGGACUUCUGUUGUUCUCCUACAUAGAAAAAAACAUUUAUUAUGCAGUAUGAAUUACUUUCUCAAUUGAGAAUAAGCUUACUCCAUUGGGGAGAGACAGAAGGGAAUAUAUUUCCAAUUUUAUUGCAUUCCAUAGCCAGCAUUGUUGUGUCUGAGAAUAUAUGGCAAAAUAUGUGCAAACGUUGCACAUGUUGACUGCGCCCUUUUUGUACAAUCUGCAGUGUUUAGUAUCAGAAAAUUUUCUGAAUUAAUUUAUAUUUUAUGAAAUGCCGGGAACAUUACAAAUAACACUGAUUUGUAAAGGACACUCUAAGCAACAAAAUUUCACAGACCAAUUUCUAUCAAACAGUUAUCAGUUUCGGAGAAAUUACAUUGUUUACCACAUGUCACACCAGUGGCCACUAGAGGCUCUUCCUUCUUAAGACUUUCAAAACUCAAAAGUCAGUACAGUUAACAUACAGAGCUUCCGAAUGUCCAAUGAAAAUCAUUAAAUUGGACAAAAGUCAACAUUAUUAAUGACGGCACUGGACUUGGAUCCUCUGCAGUGAAGAGACUGUUCAUGUGCUGUAUUAUUUUAUUUUACUAUAAAAAUAAAUAAAUCAAAAACAAGUAGGAAGGCCCUGAAUAUAAACACCAACAUUCUCAAUUAAAAACCAAAUAUAUUUCAUUAUUUUUAAUGUUAAAACAAUCCUUUAAAACUGUUAAAUGACAAUAAUAUUGUAACAAAAGACUCACGUAAUGGUCAUGAAUUUGAAGAGAUCAUUUAUAGUGAAUGUAAUGUUGAAUUGCUCUGGUCAUUUAAUCCUACAAAGAUAUGUUGCUUAUUGAGUUCCACCAUAUAUACAUUUCAUAAACCACUAUUCACAACAAAUACAAUGACUGUAUAGUUGCAUCAUUUAAACUGCAGUAGUUUUGAAAGGCAUUUUUGAUUCUAAUAACCAGUGCGUACAUGGCAUACUAGUACUUGGAUGGCCAGUGGGAAGGGUAUAUACCUGUAGUGUUUUUUUCCCAAGACAUAACUGCAGUUUUGAGACUGUUUGUACCAUAGAUAGUGACAGGGGAAUUUAAUGCACUAUGGCCUGUACACAAGGCUUAGGGUGAUAUUUUGCUUGGUGUAAUCCUUUAAUGUAUGGUUCAUGGCUGAUAAACAGCAUCACUAUGUCAAGGAAGCUUGCUCCCAUAAAAUACUGUAUAAGUAACAUGUUUGUUCUUUAUUAACCACUAUGCAAUUAGGGAAAUAGUAGCCAAUUAGAUAUUGGGUUAGUUUGCACAGAACACAUGAUUUCAUUGAUCUCAUAUAUACAGAAGUCUUGUUAUUGAAUCAAUAUAUUCCCAGUGCUGGCUGGAUCACACAGGUGCCAAUACAAUUAACAUAGGUAUUAUUAAAUGAUAUUAUACAAAAAUAAUAUGUUUAAAAAGGCACAAUUUAAAGGCUAAUAGCACAUCAAUUGUCUGGAUGAAUAAUAUCAAUAUUGAAUCAUUAGGAUCUUACAUUCCUAGAUGUUUUAGCUCCCAAUGAAGCUUUGUCAUUCGAAAUGCAUUCAAAAGGCAUGCAAAGCAUUAUAGGAGUUGUAGUUCAACAACAUCUGGGGAUCUACCUAUUGGGCACAUCUACUCUAGGUAAAGGAUAACUCAGAUUGUGUAAAGGUAUACGAUUUUUUCAUCUAUAACAGAUAACCUGCACCUAGUGCUAUAUCAAUGUAUCUUUAUGAUUGUUUCAGGACCCAUUCACUGUGUGAGGACACAUCCUCGGAACUGCAACGUGUGAUUAAUUUGGAUCCCAGAGGCCUUACAGAGUCACGCAGGAGCUCGUUUACUGGGAGAGGAGCAAUGGCCAGGUACCUGAUAUAUAUAUUUUUUAAGUUUUAUUGGUAUAAAACCCAUAGUACAGGAAUAAGACAUGAAGUUACAUGGUGGAUAAAUGAAUACAUGAAGGGUUACAUGAGGCAUGCAUAAGUCCACGUUGUGAAGCCAUAGGAGAAUGGGUGAUAUGGUUGCAUGGGGGGUGGUUACGCAGUUUUGAAUCUCAUCACAGUUAGGUCAUCUAUUGCCCGUCAGAAUGUGUCUUCAGUCUUUACAUAGGCGUAAAUGAACCUUCAAAUAUGUAGAUGUAACAUGGUAUAACAUAUAACCUUAUAAACACAUAGAUGUGUGGGGGUUUAUACGGAGACCAACUGGGGCAUUUUUGGUCCUAUGUCUUCAAUUGGUGUGGUGACCCAUGGGCUAGUCAUCCGCUGGAGUUAGGGCUCAGGUUGUGUUGUGUCAGUUGGCCUUCUCCAAUGUGUGUAGGGUGUGGGUGCUACCCUGUGUGGGGCGCGUGUUUAGAAUGCGUAGUGUAUCUUUUCUGACGAUUUUUGCCGAUAGUUUGUGGUGAUAUGAAAACGCCUCCCGUGUAAUCGUUAUCGGGCAGAGUGUUCACGGUGUGAGGUAUGAUUUGCCUUUCGGUGUGGGGUGGUGUCGGUGUGCAAGUUCGUCUCCUGUGUUUGUCAGCGUAUUCGGUAACUUUUAGGAUUGGAGGUGAAAAUAGUCACCAAGUGAGUGGUCUCAAUACGAGUGGGCAGCGGGGCGCACCCAUAGGGAUAUUUUUUUAUUCAUUGUUCAUACAGCACUCUUUUUCAAAUCAAGUAUUGAGGAUUAUUAAAAGCCUAUGUUUUAAGGAUAUCCCUUUUUAAAGGUUACUCCAAGCACCACGACCACUUCAGUGAUAUCAAGUGGACAUUGUGCCUGGAACCUGUAUGUGAAGCAUUUCACUUGAAACGCUGCUCAUGCAUGGUUUAACCUUUUUACUGGAUUAGGUGUAACUCCAUCGCUGGCAGCAUCAUAUAGCUGUCAUUAACCAGCCCAAGAAUUCAUGACUGGUUAUUGUCAAUCCUGUGCAAAUUCCUAUGCACAGAAUUGCAUUAAUUGGCUGAGAGCAGUCAGCUGACACUCUCAGCCAUUGAAUGGAUGGGAUCGAGUUCUGCCUUCACAAGCUCUGCAGAAGCUGGAUGUUGAAGCUGGCCGCCAGGAACCCAGGUAAGGGCACAAACUGUUGGAAUAGUUGUUUCCCCCUUUGCUGUGAAACAGGCCAGGUCACUCCUAGCAUAGCAAUCACUACAGUGACCUUAAAUUAUUUUGGGUAAUUUCCCAAGAAUUAGAUCUUGAUGAAUUCAAAGAGUGUAUCAGGAAUCAAAUAUCAGGAUUCUAUGGUCUCAUUCAGAACAAAAUAGAAAACAUAUUCACAAUAACAUAGUAAAAAUGUAUAACCAUAAAUUUGUGACAUUGACCAAUUAGUCAUUAAAUUCUGAGUACUAAAUGAGGUAUGACUUAGAAGGAAAUGAACAAUUAUUUAGUGAUAUUGUAACUGUUCUUUAGAUAUUGUUCUCUGCAGUUUAGCUUUUAUUUUGUUUUCCAUUUAACCUGUGAUGGACAGCUAAUGCCUAAAAUCACAGUGAUUUGUACAAGUCCUGGGUCUGUACAUACCUACUACUCUGGGGUGGUCCCACUGCACCAAAGUUGGCACAUGACCAUUAUUAAUUAAAAAUUGGCGGCUGGAACACUCCUUGGUCUUCUCACGACCCAAGAACAUUACCUGCUUACAAGCAACUUGGGAUGUAGCAGUAUUAGCCCAGAAAGUGUACACAAGACAGUUUGUUUAGAAAGACUGGCUAAUAGCACCUUUUAAAGUACUUGAAGUGAAAUAGUUAAAGUGUGUAAGGUUGAGGAGAUAGAAAUCCAUUAUAUAGAUCCAGAUCGAACACAGACCAAGAAGGAAUGAUAGAAUAACAGAGUUAGGUCAUGUCGGGAUCACUUACUUCUUACCUGAAUCCCCCAGCAUUCUCUAUGAUGCUGAACGCUCAUGCACCGGCAGAGGCGGCUCUAGACUUUGCAAGGCCUUAGGCGAAAGUCAAACAUGAGGCCCCCCAUUUACACCAUUAGUGAAAAAAAUUGCCGCAGCUCCCUAUGCCGCUGCGUUGUGAGCACUUUUACUGUAGAUAUGACAUAAAUUGCUAAUCAUUUGUAUACGAUUGCUGGGUAUGGUUGUAUAGUCUGACAUUUCCCCACAUAUUCUAAAUUCCUUAACAUGUAUAUUAUCACAUAUGUGUUUCCCUAUGUAUUUUAUAUGUAUGUAUGUAUGUAUGUAUGCAUAUAUAUGUUGCUUGCAACUUUAUCUUUGCAUUGCCCAUAUCAUACCACAACCACACUGCAGACACACGCACACAUUUAAACACUAAUACGCAAAUACAUAUACACACUGAUACAUGCACAUGCAUUUACACACACACACAAACACACUGAUGCACACAUAUUGACUAAUACAGACAUACAGUCACAAUGUGUUUAUCUGGCUGUGUGUAUUUCUGAAUGUGUCUGGCAUUGUCUGUCUGUGUAUGUGCCUGAGAGUGCGUCUGACAGUGAGUACCCUUGUAUGUGAAUGUAUGUUUCUGUGAGCAUGUGUAUGUUUGUGUCUAGGACCGUAUGUGUGUGGUAGCUGCUUGCGGUAUUUUUUGUAUAUGGACUGUGGCCUUUGUGCAUUUUGUCUGUGGUGACAGUGUGUGUGUGGGGAAUGGUGACAGGGUGUGUGGAGGGAGGUGACAGGGUGUCGAAAGGGGAGACUGUGUGUGUGAGUGGAGGGGAUGACAGAGUGUGAAAUGACGUGAAAGAGAGUGGAGGGGGCUGACAGAGUGUGGAGAGGUGUGACAGAGUGUGGAAGGGGGUGACAGAUUGUGGAAGGGAUUAACAGAGUGUGAAAGGGGGUGACAGGUCGCUGAGGGAGGGAUGGGUGACAGAGUUAGGGGGUGGCAGAGUGAAGGGUGGGCAGGUGGCUGAGGGAGGGUAGGAGGGGGUGACAGGGGGCUUUGCGAUGAGGUGACAGAGUGAGGGAAGGUGGGGUGACAGGGGACAGAGUGAGGGUAGGUGGGGGUGACAGGAGACAGAGUGAGGGUGGUGACAGGUGUUAGAAUUAGGGUAAAGGGGGUGACAGGUGGCAGAGUGAGGGCCACAGUGAGGGGGUGACAGUUGUCAGUGAGGGAGGGGCUCACAGGGGGCAGAGUGAGGGGGUGACAGAGGGCAGAGUCAGGGAGGGAGGGGGUGACAGCGGGCUUAGUGAGAGGAUGACAGUGGGCUUGGUGAGGGGGCGACAGGGGACUUGGUGAGGGGGCGACAGGGGACUUGGUGAGGGGUGACAGGGGCUUGGUGAGGGGUGACAGGGGCUUAGGUAGGGGGUGACAGGGGACUUAGGAGUGACAGGGAACUUAGGAGUGACAGGGGGCUUAGUUAGGGGUGCCAGGCCCCAGUGAUGGGGUGACAGGGGGCUGAGGGGGUGACAGGGGACUGAGGGGGUGACAGGGGACUUUGAGGGGUGACAGGGGGCUGAGGGGGUGACAGGGGACUGAGGGGGUGACAGGGGACUUUGAGGGGUGACAGGGGACUGAGGGGUGACAGGGGACUUUGAGGGGUGACAGGGGCCUUAGUGAGGGAGGGGUAAUUACCUUUGCAGGUGUCCCUGGUGGUCCAGUGUCCUGGCUCCCUGGUGGUCCGGUGGGCCUCCUAUCCGGUCUGCAGCUCCGCCGGGUGUGAGCUGCAGACCACGUGAUAGGAGUCUCGCGAUCUCCAGAAAUCAGAGCGUUGCCGUGGAAACCCGCGGCAACGCUCUGAUUGGCUGGGGAUCGUGAGGCACUUCAGUCUGCAGCUCAGACACGGAGGAGCUGCAGACUGAAGGCUGGCUCUCCGGGCGGACCGAGGGGGCCUCGCACCCGGCGGCAUAAAGGGCAAGCCGCCGGGUUCCCCCUGAUGUCGGAUCCUCGGUCAUGGACCGAGGAUCCGACAUGUAUGUCUGCCCUUGGGCGAUUUAGGCGGCCGCGAGGCCUUAGGCGGCCGCCUAAAUCGCCUAAUUAGAGAGCCGCCUCUGUGCACCGGCACCACUGUGUUUUAUGGGCAGCCAGAUUCCGGUCUGAAUUCACCAGACAGAAUUUGGGUCUUAUUGGAGAAUGUUCUGGACCGAAUUUGGCACACAGAUAUGACAUUGACAAGUAUGCUAAUAAGAAUUUCUACCAUCCAUGAAUCAUAAGGAAUUCACUUAUGAAAUGGACCAAUAUAAAUUAAACUCCUCCUGUAUACUUACAUUUCCCACUCCUUAUUGCCCUGUUGUGGUCCUGGUAGCCAAAUUGCAGUUUCCUUGUAUCUCCUGUUCCUGGUUUCUGAUUUUGUUUGUGUAGGUGUUUCUCCUGAUCUCUGGUAUCCUUUGACCUUGGUUUGCUAGAACAUUUAUUUGUAUCUCUCCUGUCCUUGACCUCGGCAUUCUAGCUGACUCUUAUACUGUUAGUCUGGCCUCUCUAAAGACCAGUAUCCUGUUUGUCUAUUUAUUGUGUUAUAGCCUGUACAUUUAGCCUGCACUCUGAUCCUGACAGGUCAGGGAACAGGUCAGAAUCCAGAGAGACAAUAGUUCAGGUAAGGUACAAAGAGGCAAUCCAGUAUCAGGAUCAAAUCCAGGGGUCAGAAUCCAGAGUAGUAUGAAUGUAGUGAUGUAAAGUGCAGUUAAAACUAUGCUAGGAGCACAGAAAGACUAAGCAACCUGCUUAGUCAAUUCUGGGAUUUUAGAAGUGGCAACUGAUAGGUCACCAUCCCUCCCCAUCUGGUCUUCCUGUGCUGCCCCUUAAAUUGUAUAUUACUUAAGAUUGGCUGUCAUGGCGAACAUCACCAGGCAGCCAAUCCGAGCAUGAAAACUAGCUGCACUCCCAUGCAAGGGUCAAGGUCAUGUUGGAGUAUGCCCUAGACUUAGGGAAGUAUGUCUCUUUGACAGGUGCAUGCCACAAAGGGCCGAGUGGUCCCCAGAGGGGUCAGCAUUUGCAUCCCAAGUUCUUACAGUUAAAUUGGGGCUCCCACGAAUUUGUGGCAGCCAUUGUGAGACCUGGGAGAAGGUAUGUUACAGCCUGACAAAGUGAUUAUUUGUUUUAUUUGUUUACUCCAAUGGGUCCUUAGAUACAAGGAUGAGGCCAAGUCUAUGGGGACAAAGACACUCACCUUAUUCAGUAGCAACAAGGCACAUAUUUACACAGGAUAACAUUUAAGGAUGAUUACGGAGACAAUAGGAAAUAUGAACAGCACAUGACAUCAUCUAGGGUACAGUUACAAAUAUUUCUUAUAUUUUUUUAGGUUGACAAGAUUUCUAAUUUCAAUGCGAACCUGGGCAGUGCGACACCUAACCCGAGAGGACCAGCGACCAGAUUCAUUUCUGGAGCGUUUCAGAGGACCAGAACUAAAGGAAGUUACUAGCAGAAACAGCAACACUCAGCCACUACAGGAACAUCAUGAAAGACUCGAAAGAAUUAACAGGUAUAUUAAUUAAUUAAUUGAUAGUAGUUGCUAAAAGCCAAGUAGCACCUGGUUACUUACCACCUAUUGUUAUUUGAGUAUGAAUUUCAACUACGUCAUCUAGAUUUAAAAAUAAAAGUUAAUGACUUCAAAUUCUCAGUACAUCCGACAUUAAACUUAUGUUGUAUAUUUAACAGUAUUUAACUACUCAGAUCUAUCUAUAACUAUGAUGUUUGUAGUUUUCAAUAAAUACAUUCAAUUUGGCAAGUAAAGUAUAUGUAAACACUAAGUGCAACAUGCCCAGAUGUUCGCAAAUUAAUCUCACAUAUGGGAGCCUUCUAUGGUAUUCUAUGAAAUUCCUAUGGCAAUUAAUUUAAAAAAUAUGUCUUUUUCUUGAUAUACAUUCAGUUUGCAAAAUAGAUAAAGCUAAAUGGUGGUCAGUAUCGGUGGAGGAAGAUGUGAGUAACAUUCAAAUGUUAAAUAUAAGUGAUGAUCAUGGAAACCUUUGUAUUUCCAAAUCACAAACCUCAACUGAAUAUUGGUAUUAAAGGUGAGUAUAAUAGCUCCCUUUAGGCAUUUUCAUGUAAACACUGCCUUUUCAAAGAAAAGGCAGUGUUUACAUUGUCCCUAGGAGGGGCCACUGGAGGGGCUUCCUGGCUCAGGACUGCACAGUAAGCCACCCUGCCGUUCAGCGUCCCCACGUUCUGCAUGGAGACGCAAAAUUUUCCUCAUAGCGAUGCAUUGAUUCAAUUCAUCUCUAUGAGGAGGUCCUGAUUGGCUAAAACAGCAUUUGGCCCCUCCCCUGUGCCGAUUUUAGCCAAUCCUAUGGGAAAGCCUUGGAUUGGUUAAAAAUCGGCCAUUUUGAUUAUGUCACAAAUGGGGCGGAGCCAACGCCGACAGGACGGGAAUGGAAAUAAGGUGAGUUUCAACUUUUAUGGGGAUCUAAGGGGGGGGCAAGCCACCUAUAUGGUGGUGUUACCAUUAUAGGGUCAGGAAUACAUGUUUGUGUUCAUGACCCUAUACUGAUCCCAGGGGCGUUUUAGCCGCGAGGCAAACAAGGCUUUUGCCUUGGGCGGCAUUUUUCAGUGGGUGGCUAACAGACAUGCUGAGCGGGCGGCGCUGGGCUGGGCGGGCGGCUGGCGAGGGAGCUCUUCCUCUGAGCUGUCCGCUCAGUUCCCUCACGUGCCGCAGAGUGAGGCUGGGAGCCGGAAUAUGACGUCAUCUUCCGGCUCCCAGCCUCACUCUGCGGCGCGCGAGGGAGCUGAGCAGACAGCUCAGAGGAAGAGCUCCCUCGCCAGCCGCCCGCCCAGCCGAGCCCCGCCCGCAGUCACUGGACCACCAGGGAGAUAAAGAACCUCCCCCCCCCAGCAUUCCCAAAGGUAAGGGGGGGGGUAAAUUAAAAAAAAAAUGUGUUAAUGUGAGUGUGUGUGUGUGUCUGUUAAUGUGUGUGUGUCUGACUGUGUGAGUGUGUCUGCUAGUGAGUUAGUGUGUGUCUGCUAGUGAGUUAGUGUGUGUCUGACUGUGUGUGUCUGUUAGUGUGUAUGUGUGUGUCUGACUGUGUGUGUCUGGUAGUGUGUAUGUGUGUGUCUGACUGUGUGUGUGUGUCUGUUAGUGUGUAUGUGUGUGUCUGGCUGUGUGUGUCUGUUAGUGUGUAUGUGUGUGUCUGACUGUGUGUGUGUGUCUGUCAGUGUGUGUGUCUGACUGUGUGUGUCUGUCAGUGUGUGUGUGUCUGUUAGUGUGUAUGUUUGUGUCUGACUGUGUGUGUCUGUUAGUGUGUCUGUGUCUGUUAGUGUGUGUGUGUCUGACAGUCAGGCCUGUUUAGUGUGGUGUGUGUCUGACUGUAUGUAUGUGUCUGACUGUGUGUGUGUGUGUCUGCGUUAGUGUGUCUGUUAGUGUGUGUCUGUUAGAGUGUGUGUGUGUGUCUGUUAGAGUGAGUGUGUGUCUGUUAGGGUGAGUGUGUGUGUGUCUGUUAGCGUGUGUAUGCGUAUCUGUCAGUGAAUGUGUGUGUGUGUAUUUAGAAGGCGGGGCGGGGGGGAAGGGUUGGGUGGGCCUGGCGCGGGGGGUGGAGGGGCGCCUGAGUUUUGUCCUGCCUAGGGCAGCACAAAACCAGGAUACACCACUGACUGAUCCUUUAACAAUGCUUACUUAAAGAAACACAAAUAUGUAGUAGUACAUAUUUGUACAUGUGUAGUUCCCCCCCAAGGUAGGAUAUACUUACCUUAUUUCACAUGGCAUGCUGGUUUUAAUCCAAAGCUCCACUUCUUGGGCUGGAAUCAUCGAGAUUAAUGAGCUCAGCCAAUCCACUGUUUCCCCAUAGAGAGAUGGCACAUGCAUGGCAAAAUUUCAUGCUACGCCGAUCAAAUAGUAUCAGACCAUCUGACUGAAUAGCAAAGUUUAACUCGACUAUUGGGCCGGGAGCACCUCUAGUGGCAGGAAGACAGCCACUGUAGGCAUGUUAACCCUGUAUUGUAACCAUUACAUUACAUCCUGCAAAAUGGCAAUGUUUUCAGUUGCAGGGUAAAAGACAGGAACAUGGCAUCCAUUAUUGAGAUCAUUAAGAUCAAGUUGUCUGGGUGCAGAUAGGGUUCUUUAACAACUACUUUUUUACCGGCAAACAUGAAAAUGAGCACUUCUUUGCUACCAGGAUUACUUCUUCAGCUGCAUAUAAAAGAACAGAACAAUUUUAACAACAAAUGCUUUAGGGAGCAGUCACGGUGAGUUCAUGUACUCAACAUUGAACUGUUGUGUGUUGAAAAAUAAAUUGCGAAAUUUAGUUCUAAACAUGCAGAUUUGAACACAUUCUUCAAAUCAUUUUUAGUCAGUGAAACAAAGCAGAAGACCGGAAGAACACAAAUUAAAUGAGUAAUUUGUUCUUCUCACAUUCAGAUUUCUCACUCUAGAUGAUUGCUGGCUAUAGCUCAGGCCUUCAUACACAAGGAAUGAGAAGUGGAAAAUUAUCCUUUACCAAUAAAGAUUUGUGAAUAAUUGUGUAUGGAACCUUUAAAAUGUAAAUAGGAAACAGUGCAGCCCAUAGUUGUCUCCCAUGUUAUUUCUUCCAAAAUGCCGGGUAUUUUACUGUGAUGGUGAAAAUUAAACGUGAAAGGUGGAAAAAUUGGUUUCAUCUGAAUCUGUGACAAAAUAAAAUAUGUACACAAGUGCACGCAGAUACACAUACACUUAAAGGACCACUACAGACACCCGGAUCACAUCAGCUCAAUGAAGUGGUCUGGGUGCCAGAUCCCUCUAGUUUUAACCCUACAGCUGAAAACAUGUUUCACUGAGGGUUAAUCCAGCCUCUAAUGGCUGUCUCAUUGACAGCCGCUAGAGGAGCUUACGUUAUUCUCACUGUGAAAAUCACAGUGAGAAGAUGCUGAACGUCCAUAGGAAAGCAUUGAGUAAUGCUUUCCUAUGGGCGGUUAGAAUGCACGUGCGGCUCUUGCCACUCAUGCGCAUUCGGAGCUGAGAGGCGGAUCGGGGCGGAGAGAUCCCCAGCGCCAAGGGAGUACGGCGCUGGAGAAAGGUAAGUGCUUAAGACACACACUCUCAUGAACAGACGCAUACACACUAGCUAACAGACACACACACUCUCACGAACAGACGCAUACACACUAGCUAACAGACACACACAUUUACUGACAGACACACACUCAGAUAUUGACAUAUAUACACGCUCACUGACAGACACAUACACAUUCACUUAAAAAACACAUGCUCACUAACAGACGCACACAAACUAACACAUUCAGUAACAGACACACACAGUACCACACUCACUGACACACUCUAACACACUCUAACACACACACACUUUUUUUUUAAUUGAAUCCCCCAGCCUCCUUACCUGUGGGAAUGCUGAGGGGAUUCCCUGGGGUCCAGUGGUGUCACCGGGCGGUAGGCAGGCGCGUGAGUGAGCACUCUCCCCGCAGUGCUUCCUGUUCAGCUCCCUCGGGCGCCGCAUACUGAUGCCGGAGCCGGAAGAUGACGUCAUCUUCCGGGUCCGGUAUCAGUGCGGUGCGCGAGGGAGCUGAAGAGGAAGCACUCAGAGAGUGCUCCCUCGCCUGCCCGCCGGGUGACACCAGGGCCAGCCUCAGGGGGACCCUCAGGCGGCCAGCUCCUGGGCCCCCCAGGAGAAGAGGCUGGCAACAGUGGCAUACAUACCGGGUCGCAGGGCGGCCGGGCCCCCUGGUGGGCCCGGUCGCAGCCGCCACCCCUGCGACCCUGGUAUGUACGCCACUGGCUAUUGGAAUUCGAGGAAUGAAUCACUGAUUGAUUGCAAAUUACAAUUUAAAACCAAAUGCACUGAAUAUUCUACUGAAAGUCCUUUGCUGACAGAUUCAUGUUCAUGUGGUCUUCUGCUACCUCAGUCCCUAACAUAUGAUACUUCUAAUAAGUUUGAAUAAUUGGACUGAAAAAAGUCUGUUAAAUCCCUUUUUUUUUUUAAAAAGUAAUUCUUUUUUUUUGUGAUGCAUAGAUACAGACAGGCUUGUCGUCAGGGCCGGACUAGGAAGAAAAUUCGGCCCGGGCAUUUUUUAGUUACAGCGGCCCACUUAAAAGGGGGCGGGCCAUAUAGGGUGUGUUUUGUCAUCACCAAUGACAAGCACGCCCCAUCACAAAGUGAGCAUGUUGGUUCAACUCUCUUCCAGGGCAGACCAUGCGCAGAGCUCUGCUGAAGAGCUCUAGCAUGAUAAAAAGACACUGUAUUUGUUCUGCACAGUGCAAGCAAAUUUAAUAACAUGCUUGCACUGUGUUUGCUUGAAAUUUGUCUCUGGUGUCUCCAUAAAUGGGAUACCAUGAGACAAAAAUGCCAGGAAAGAGUAUUGUGCAGUAUGUGUGCGAGGGGGCUGUUUGUGUGUGAGGGUGCUGUGUGUGUGUGUAAGGGGUGUAGUGUGUGUGCAAGAGGGGUGCAGUGUGUGUGUGAGGGGUGCAGUGUUCGUGUGCUGUGUUUGCGUGAGGGUGCUAUGUGCGUAUGAGGGUGCUGUGAGUGUCAUGGGUGCAGUGUGUGUGUGUGUGAGUGAGUGAGUGAGUGAGGGUGCUGUGAGUGUCAGGGGUGCAGUGUGUGUGUGUGUGUGUGAGGGUGCUGUGAGUGUCAGGGGUGCAAUGUGUGUGUGAGUGAGGGUGCAGAGUGUUUGUGUGAAUGAUUAUAUCCCCCCUCCCUUCUUACCUUCAUCCUGUGAGGGGGGGGGAUCAUGCUGCUGCCAUCCCUGGUGGUGCUAGUGAUGAGUGAACUUUAGUCUGUGGGGCUAGAGUUCACUCUCGGAAGACCUGGAGCAUUGCCAUGGCAACACUCCGAGUCUCGCAAGAGGAACCUGUCUCCAUCCCUCUCUCCCCCGCCGGCGGCCGCAAUAAACUGCAUGUAGGCCGAUGAGGGAGAUCUAUGAUCUCCCCACCGGCCCAUCAUGGAAUGCAGCAGGGCCGGCGCUCGGAUAGUGCCGGCCCUGCAUAGACCGGCAGGGGAGAGUCGGCCUCGGUGCUUCGUUAGGUGCUUCUUGUUGCUGGGGGGUGUAUGUGGUUGUGCAGCUUUCUCCAGAAAUUGGUAAAGAUCUUGUCGAGCUUAGUGAGUAUGUCAGCUGGCUCGCAGCGAUGAUCUGGGAGAAAUGUGGAGUAUGCCAUCAGAGUUAUUUACCGGUCGAGAUGUCCCGAACAGUUCGCCGGCGAAUAGUUCCCGGCGGGCGAACAUAUGCGAUGUUCGGUCCGCCCCCUAUUCCAUAUCAUUGAGUAAACUUUGACAACCCCCCCACCUGCCGCUCGGGGGUGGGGGUUGUCAAAGUUUACUCAAUGAUAUGGGGGGGGGGACCUACUGUCCUCCCCCCGGCCCCCACACCUGAGCGGUGGGUGGGGGCCCUAAAAAAAACAAUAGAGGGGAACUUCUGUCCCCCCCUGACCCCCACCCCUGAGUGGUGGGUGGGGGCCCUAAAUACUAAGAGAAGGGGGGACCUAAGGUCCUCCCCCCUGGCCCCCACCCCUGAGCGGCGGGUGGGGGCCCUAAAUACUAGAAAGGGGGGGACCUAAGGUCCUCCCCCCUGGCCCCCACCCCUGAGUGGAGGGUGGGGGCCCUAAAUACUAAAAAGGGGGGGGACCUAAUGUCCUCCCCCCCGGCCCCCACCCCUGAGCGGUGGGGGCAAAUAAAUCACAAUGGGGGGGGACCUAAGGUCCUCCCCCCUGGCCCCCACCCCUGAGCGGCGGGUGGGGGCCCUAAAUACUAAAAAGGGGGGGGGACCUAAGGUGAUCUGGGAGAAAUGUGGAGAAUGCCAUCAGAGUUAUUUACCGGUAGAGAUGUCCCGUACAGUUCGCCGGCGAAUAGUUCCCGGCAAACAUCGCAUGUCCUCCCCCCUAUACCCCUGAGCGGCGGGUGGGGGCCCUAAAUACUAAAAAGGGGGGGGACCUAAUGUCCUCCCCCCCGGCCCCCACCCCUGAGCGGUGGGUGGGGGCAAAUAAAUCACAAUGGGGGGGACCUAAGGUCCUCCCCCCUGGCCCCCACCCCUGAGCGGCGGGUGGGGGCCCUAAAUACUAAAAACCUAAUGUCCUCCCCACCGGCCCCCACCCCUGAGCGAUGGGUGGGGGCAAAUAAAUCACAAUGGGGGGGACCUAAGGUCCUCCCCCCUUGCCCCCACCCCUGAGCGGCGGGUGGGGGCCCUAAAUACUAAAAAGGGGGGGGGACCUAAUGUCCUCCCCCCCAGCCCCCACCCCUGAGUGGCGGGUGGGGGCCCUAAAUACUAAAAAGGGGGGGCACCUAAGGUCCUCCCCCCCGGCCCCCACCCCUGAGCGGCGGGUGGGGGCCCUAAAUAAAAUGUGUCCCCCCCCAGGUGACUAGGGGUCCCCAAACCCCUAGUCACCCCCUCUCCCCCCAAAAAAAAUUAACCCCCUACCUACCCCCCUCACCCUAAAAAUAAUGAGGGGGGGACCUUUAACUAAGUACCUGUAAAAAAAUAAAAUAAAACUUACCAUUCAAUGUUUUCUUUCUUCUAAAUCUUCUUUUUUCAGCCCCAAAAAAGGCCAAAUAAAAAACCAUAAUAACCGACGCAAUUAAAAAAAAAAAAACGAGCGCAAAAAAAAUAAUCCAUCUUCACCCGGCAAGGGCUCCGCGCAGACUGAGCUCUGCAGGGCGGGGGAAGGCUUAUAAAGCCUUGCCCCGCCCUGCAAUUAGGCUCAGAGCACUCUGAUUGGUGGGUUUAAACCAUCCAAUCAGAGUGCUCUGACAGGUAAAUGAAGAGACUGACAGGUAAGUCUCUACAUUUACCUGUCACAGCACUCUGACUGGUUGGUUUGAAAUCCACCAGAGUGCUCUGUGUCAUUUUACACAGCAUGGGAAAGUUCUUUGGAAUUUUCCCACGCUGUGUAAUUUGACUCAUAACACUCUGAUUGGUGGAUUGAAAGUAACCAAUCAGAGAGUUAUGAGUCAAAUUACACAGCGUGGGAAAAUUCCAAAGAACUUUCCCCCACCCAAGAUUUAUUUGCCCCCAUCCACCGCGCAGGGGUGGGGGUCGGGGGGGAGGACAGUAGGUCCCCCCCCUCAUUAUUUUUAUGGCCCCCACCCACCGCACAGGGGUGGGGGCGGGGGGGAGGAUAGUAGGUCCCCCCCCUCAUUAUCUUUAUGGCCCCCACCCGCCGCCCAGGGGUGGGGUCCGGGGGGAGGACAGUAGGUCCACACAGGGGUGGGGGCAAUAGGUUGUUUUUUGUUUUUGUUUUUUUUACAGUGAGCAGCCACUGGCUGCUCACUGCUUACUAGACAUGCCCCUACUCGCUGCAUAGCGAGUAGGGGCAGAAUUUACUAAUACUAAGUAAUCUUUACUUAGUAUUAGUAAAUGUGGCUGAAAGACCAGUUUAGGUCUUUCAGCCUUUUAGUAGAUAGCUCUCUAAUACCGUGGGAAUUAGGGAGUUAUCUACUAAGCGGCUGCAAGAUGCAGCUGCGGAUCGGAGUUUGCAUGCCACAGUCCAGGUGUUAGUCCCCUUGAAACAACUUUUCCAUCACUAUUGUGGCCAGAAAGAGUCCCUGUGUGUUUUAAAAUUCGCCUGCUUAUUGAAGUCUAUGGCGGUUCGCGGGUUCGCGAACAUUUGCCGAAAUUCGCGUUCACCGUUCGCGAACCGAAAAUUUCAUGUUCGCGACAUCACUAUUUACCGGUACCAGAUAUCACUGGUUCAGAGCUGUGGUGUUGUUCAGGUAUGGCAAUAGGGCUGCCAAGAGGUGAACUAUGAUCACCCCCACUGGUCCAGAGAGGGGGAAAUGGGGCCACAGAUAAAUUCAGCGUGUGUCCAGGCUUUUGCAGAUUUGGAAAGCGGCCUUUCCUCCUGUCCAACAGAAUAGCUGGGCCUCACUUUUUCUCCUGGAUUUACUGUGCCAGUCUCAGUUUUUAGCUGCUCCCGACUUGAUCCUUCAAGUCAGGACUCGGGUUAGUUUCCACUGGGAACAAAAUAUAAAUGCUGGCUGGCGGUAAAUUAACCCCUUAAGUACACAUGACAUGUGUGACAUGUCAUGAUUCCCUUUUAUUCCAGAAGUUUGGUCCUUAAGGGGUUAAGUAAGAUUGGCGACUACAUGUGGAGCUCAUGUAGAACACGUCUAGCCGCCAUUAAGGUCAGACCCUGGCCCCCAAAAAUCCCUCUUAUGUUGGUUCUUCAACAUAAGGAUAGAAUAAAGCUUGAUAUGUGGUGAUAUGAAACUAGAGAGCUCGUAGUGCUGCAAGCCUCCUAACUGUUCAGCUUUCGAUGGAACAGUCUGUAUUUUUUUUUAGGAUCCUAUUGCACCAUCUAGAUUUUAGUUUUCUGGUGUCCUGCAUCCAGGGAGAUCAGGGAAUCAGGCAACUGACCCAAGGGAGCACAGUGCAAAUGCAAAUUUAGACACACAUUCACGGUCCAGUGAGUGCUAGAACAAGGUAGAGAAUACCGUAGCAGUGUUCUCUGCAUGGUCAUGUAUGUUGGGGGCUGUACAGUAGGCUAUCUGUAAGCCUGGCUUAACACCAGGUUGAAUUGCCUCUAAAGUGGGCAGGCCUGUCUAUUAUGGACAUGGCCAAAGACACAAGUUAUUGACACCCUUUGCAGGUCUGCUGUAACAUUAUUAUGUUUUCAAAACUGAAAAAGUGAUAUUCUGUUACUUUAUGUUAUGCAAAGUAAAGACAGUGCCAGAGAAAGUUUAGCAAACACUAUACUCAAAUGGAAACAUAGAACUAUUCUAUUCUAUAUGGUCUGCAUUUUCAUUUCAAAUUAAUAUUGUAUAACUGUAGGGAAAAUGGAUAAAAAUGUGACAUAGUGUAAACAAAAAAAAUAUAGCUUAUACAUUGUUCUUGUUAAAUUGCAAAUGUACAAAAAUAAUCUAAAAAAUAGCUUUUGUAGUGCUGUUUAGAUUGUUGUUCUUUAUCACUAUGCUGUGGUUAAAAUUUUGAAGAUAGACAACAUCCUCAAAGAACAUGGUAGCAUUACUCAAUUCAUGCAUGAACCUCCACACAUGGAUUGGUUGAUUCCUGGUUAAUCUCUCAAAAUGUUAAUUUGCUAUCUCUAUCAUGUAGCUUUAUUGAAAGCUGUGGUCAACAAUCAGGUGAAGUCCUAAAUGCACAAAAAGUUUAAGACUGUGGUCCAGGUUUCCCGGUGUGGUGGUCCCCUGCAUUGAUCUCCAGUCUAUUUUUAUUUUUAAAUGAUGAUAUAAAGGUACUGCAGUUUUAAAUAUCUUGGAAAGUGAUGAUGUGUUUGGUGUUCCCUGUGUGGGCCUGACCGAUGUAUACUUUUGGAUAGCUAAAUAGAGGUGGAACCUCACAACAUCAGCUCCCCUCUAUAAUUAGACCAGUGGCAUACAUGCCGGGGUCGCAGGGGGGAGUAUGUACACCAGUGUGGCCAGCCUCUUCUCCUGGGGGGCCCAGGAGUUGGCCACCUCAGGGCCCCCCCGAGGCUGGCCCUGGUGUCACCUGGCGGGCAGGCUGGUGGGCGCGCUGGGCGGAGAGUGCUCAGGGGAAAGUGCUCCCUCGCGUGCCUGCCAGCCUGCCCGCUGACCGGCCACCCAGCAACACCACUGGACCUCAGGGAAUCCCCUCAGCAUUCCUAAAGGUAGGGAGGCUGGGGGAUUACAUUUUUUUUUUUAAAACGCGUGUGUGUGUUAGUGUUAGUGUGUGUGUGUGUUAGUUUUUGUGUGUCAGUGAGUGUGUUACUGUGUGUUUGUUACUGAGUGUGUUAGUUUGUGUGCGUCUGUUAGUGAGUGUGUAUGUGUGUCUCAGUGAGUGUGUAUUUAUGUCUGUCACGGAGUGUGUGUCUGUUAGCUAGUGUGUAUGCGUCUGAUCGUGAGAGUGUGUGUGUGUGUCUUCAGCACUUGCCUUUCUCUAGCACCGGACUCCCUUGGUGCUGGGGAUCCCUCCGCUCCGAUCCUCCUCUCCGCUCUGAAUGCGCAUACGCGGCAAGAGCCGCGCGCACAUUCAAACCGCCCAUAGGAAAGCAUUACUCAAUGCUUUCCUAUUGACGUUCAGCAUCUUCUCACUGUGAUUUUCACAGUGAGAAUCAUGGAAGCUCCUCUAGCGGCUGUCAAUGAGACCGCCACUAGAUACUGGAUUAACCCUCAGUGAAACAUAGCAGUUUCUCUGAAACUGCUAUGUUUUCAGCUGCAGGGUUAAAACUAGAGGGACCUGGCACCCAGACCACUUAAUUGAGCUGAUGUGAUCUGGGUGUCUGUAGUGGUCCUUUAAGUGUAUGUGUAUCUGCAUGCACUAGCGUACAUACCGCGGUCGCAGCCCUGCGACCCCUGCGACUAGGUGCUCGCCACCAGGUGUUGCGGCCACGGCCCACGCAGAGUAAGCGUGGGGGGGCCCACGGAUCAGUUUUCGCACCGGGCCCCAUGGAUUGUGUGUACACCACUGAAUUAGACUGUUGUGUUUAUGUAUAUAUGUUUAAACUGUCUGUACUUUACGAGAGGACUCGUGCUGCUUAUAUUUAAUAGUCUUGUUGGGUCUAAGAUGACCUUUGGAAAGAAGUGUUGUAAGAACAAACAGUCCCUAUAUUUAAACAAUAACGUUAAUGACAGACCAUAUUAGAAAACUAAACAUAAAAAGAACAUGUAAUCAGAAUUAAGAUCAGAAUUGAAUUAUACAAAAAAAAAAAAGUUUCAAGAUUCUUCAUAUAGGUCUGAGCAGCAAUUUACUGAUUAUGGUGCCCCCAAGAUAAUAACGUACCUUAAAUAACAGUGCGCUGUUACACAGGAUGUAAGGUUAGUAAUGUUCUGACAUUAUUAAUUCACUUAGUGUUAAGUUUAAUGAUAGUUUUUUUUUGCGUUUUAUACUGUUUAUAUUUGAUUUUGAAGGCUUCUUUUUUGUGCUCAGUCUUUGUGUUUUCUUUUUAUUGAUAGUUUUGUCUUGUGCUUCAUUUCUUUGUUUCUUUUUGAUUUCACUCACAAGCCAUUGGGUCUUUGCCAGUUAUAACAUCAACAACAGCAACAACACAGAAGAGUAAGUCAGUCCUCAUUAUUCUCAUAGGAUGACUCAAGAUCCCUAAACCCUACUUGUGAAGUUUGGUUAAUGAUGUAUCUUGGUAGUUUUAAAUGAAUGUUAGUUUAGAUAGCCAAGUAUAUUUCCUAAAGAUAGAUUGUAACACCCUCUGACCCUUUUAGCAUUCUCUUUAGUGUUAAUUAGCUCCCAUCCAUCUGUUAUUUCAAUAUUUUAUAAAUUGUGUUUGUGUGAGAAUUGUGACCAUUAUUGCAUAUUAUCUAUAAGACAUCAUUUUUGCAGACUCUAGAAUAAAACACAUUAUUAUUAUUUUAUGUACCUUUUGUAAAGAAAAACAAAUGUUUUACUGAAAUAAUUCCAUUAGUUUUCAAGUACAUAAAAUGCACAAUAUUACUCAUAAAUGCUUUCGCUUAAGUUCCAGAUAUAAAAGAAAAAGAAAGAAAGGCUCAGUCCCGGGGUACGAAUUGUGGAAUGGCACAAUCAGUACACUUUGAAAAAAAUGUAAACUAGAAUAAUUUAAUGUAGAAACAUUCCAAUUUACCUCCUCCAAUUUCAUCCUAGAGUUAAGUAGAUAAAUCGGCAGGCAAACCUUGUAAAACAUGGAAGCAAGUUCAUUGUAGAAAGAAGAGCACUUGUGUUAUGUUAGUAAUAAAAGCUACAGAGUUUCCCUAAGCUUUUGCCGGUUCUCGGCAUUCUCAUAUUAUCAGUUUUUGUUUCUAUGCAUUUGCUUAGGCUCUCCCCAAGUUAAAACGGUAAUCCAGGCAUGGACCCUGUGCUCACUGUGCCUGGAGGGGUAUCAGCUAUACCUCGCUGACGAGGUCCGAAGAAGGUUGCUGUAUCUCUUGUGCAGAGGGAAUUUGCCAACAUUUUGGUUCUGGACUGCCCUUAUGGGUGGGAUCAGUCUGAUGUGCAAAUGGUUCUCUUUGUAAUGGCACAAGUGAACAAACAUUUUUGAGACCUGAGCGGGGAUUUACCGAAGGGCAUGCUACUGAGUUUCUCUAAGCUUUUGUCCAUUCUCAGGGUUCGAAUAUUCUAUGUUUUUCUUGUUAGUAAUAUUGUAAGAAGCAGUUACAUUGCAGUGAUGCAGUAGUAUAAAUAUAUAUUCUUCAAAUAUUGGAGGCACUCGCAGGACUUUGUUAUGAAAAAGUAAAAAAGUUUUUGAUUGUGCAGCGUCAACGUUUCGGACCCACUCGUGGUCCUUUCUCAAGGUCUUGAGAGGACCACGAGUGGGUCCGAAACGUUGACGCUGCACAAUUAGAUUUUUUUUUACAUUUUCAUACUCCUUUCCAAUAUUUAAAGAAUGUAUUAUAGUUCCACUGUGGAGCACCGAGGCUAUAUUAUAUAAUUGCUUGAGAGGGUGGAAAUGAAAUCUGCGAUAUAAAGCCUAGACUGAUCAGUUAUACAAUUUAUACAAUGUGCAAUAAGGUAAGAGCCGUUUUUGUGUAUGUGUGUGUGUGUAUAUAUAUAUACACACACACACACACACACACAUACACAAAAACGGCUCUUACCUUACUGCACAUUGUAUAAAUUGUAUAACUGAUCAGUCUGGGCUUUAUAUCGCAGAUUUCAUUUCCACCCUCUCAAGCAAUUAUAUUGUGAUAUCAGUAGGGAUGAAGCAGUGCCCCUUCCCUGAUACAAAUCCUAUUGAUGCUCACGAGUGACAUUUUGCUCCAAUUAUGCCAGUUUUCAGUAAGCAUGUAUUAAUUCAAAGCUGACCAGCAAUUAAACUCUUAAAUGCUUCUUGAAAGCUGACUUAAUUCUUGCAGAUUGCUUCUCUGAGUCAAUGAUAUGCGUUCAGCGUUGCAAGGGAUGCAGUGAAGCAUAUCUACAGGUUCUGCAGAGAGAAAAAUGGAGAAUUCAACAGCUACACAGACGUACAGCACCAGGGAUGCCAAGCAGGGGUAAGUGUUUAAACUAAACACUUAUUUCCUAUUCACAAGUCUUCCAUGCGUGAAAGGAUAGAAAACCAACUAAAUGCGUUUAAUACCACGACUCUUUAUUUGCUUCCGUUCAUCUCAAAUAGGUUUUCACUCCCAGACACAGAUCAGCGGCAGUUACACUCUUAAGCGGUACCUGCUUUUUUAUUAUAAUGUAUUUUAACUCAAUGUGUUAUGCAUUUUUAUAUUACAUUACACUUUUGAGUUAGGGUUAGUGUUAAGGUAGUGUGGGUGCUAAUGGUUUGGGAAAGGGUUAAUGCUUAGUGGUAGUGUGGUGUGCCUGAGAUUAGUAGGAGUUACAGUUUUGGACAGCAACCAUUUCAGCUACUACAAUUAAAAUGGCAGCAGGUGCUGCUCAGGAGUCCAACUCCCACUAAUCUCAGGUAAACUGACUGUGAUGUGUGCUUAAUCACUGUUUCAUUACAGAGGAAUUAUUGCAUGCAUAACAUCACCAUCCAUACCGUACUUUAUUAUAGAACAUGAUCACGUAAUAUGUAUCAAUAACAAAUACAACAAACAUAUACUAUAGCUAAUCUCCAUAAAUCAAUGAAUAAGACUUGUCAAACAUCAGGUGCAAACAAUGCAUUUUCUAAAUAAUGGUCACACAUUCCACAGCUUAGACUUGUGGAAAUUCCUCCUCUACCCCUCCUUCCAAUAAAGGGCGAUUUCCUGUUAAUAUACUGUAUUGGGCAGCACAAAGAAAGAAGAAAAACCAGCGAAUGACACCAACAAACCAAAACAAGAGGACAAAAAAGAUGAUAAAAAGGAAAAUGAGUAAGUCUUCUGAGAUAUUGCUGUAGAUUCCACUCUUCAUUCGCAUUAUUAUUGAAACAAAAUGGCAUAAAUCCUAAUUUGUGAUAUUCUUCCCUAACUUAAAGUGACUUUGCAAGUUCUUUUAGAAAAGUUGGUUCUGAUGCAUUAGCCGCACACUUUCAUUCUGCCCAACACAUAUAGUUUGCCCUUGACUUGAGACAAUAAGGGAUUUUGCAAGACCAUGUCUGUCAAAAAAAACGAGAGAACACUUCCAUCAUGUACAAAUAAAAUCAGGAACAUUUUAAAAUGACCUGAACUGUAGACCAGAAUCUUUUGUAUAUAAAUCAUUUUGACAGUUUGGGGAUACUUCUCAGACUGGCACAGGUAGAUGAUUCCAAGGCCGAAUAAUUCUCAUGUUGGCACUUAUUGCUUUUAUCAUUGCCCCAUUUCUAUAGGUGACUUAUAGGCUUGAUUUCUACUUAUAUCCCAGCAAAACUGAGAGUCACAACAUUGCUUGGCUAAAGGAGUGCAGGUGAGGUCAAUAACUGCCUAAAAUAGCGAAUACAACAAAUAUUCCAAUUAAACAUAUAUUCUAAUAUGAAAUAGCAUUUACCCCAAAAACACACAGUGAUAAAGCAAACUAUGAUUUAUAGAAUGACACUAUAUCUCAAUAUAUAUAUACUAAAUAAUUAUUCUAGCAGAGUAUAUCCACAUAACAAAUCUAAAAAAAGAAGACAGAAUGUUUUAAUGCAAAUGGUAAAAGGAAAACGUACACCAUGUAAAUGUCUUAAAUAAUGAAUCCCCACAGCCAUAUAUUGCUCUGACCAUGUGUUGUUCUUCAGGAUAUGCACUUGUGCCACAUAGUUUAUGAUGUCCAUCUAUGCUGUAACUGUACUAUUUAUAUGAUUUAAACAAAUCUGCACUAACUGUAUAUUAAUAUGCUCGGAAAAAUGAGAUGAUGACUAAAACCAGAGUAUUAACAAUAUCAUAAUUUAUAUUUGGAUAGUACAGUGUUAAAAAAAACCCCACACCAAUUAAAUGAGUAUAUAUGCGAUUCAUCAUGAAAUAUGCAGUUUGAAUUAUACUUGUGAUUAUGAGACUUAAAGUGAAAUUCAGUUUCUUUUUGGUAUUACAUUUUUUCCCCCCGUAAAGUAAUUACAUUAGUUCCAAAGGAGCUUAUUAUAUAUAGAUUGAUGACAGAUCUACAUUUUCUAAAAAACUUUUUUACUCGCCAUCUGCUUAAGGCAUUUGUCAUAAAUUUGCCAACCAGCAGUAAUGCUAAAUAAAUGUAGUUUUGUAUGCAGACACAUUACAUAUGAAACUCAAUUAAACAGUAUCAUAAUCGUAUGCUAAUAGUUUAUAAUUCUUCAGAAAGAUAUUUUUUGACAGGGCAGUUAAAGUUUUUGUAUGUAAAGUGGGGUAAUAAGUGGAGGGGCCUGAGUGAAUUGUUGCCAGUAUUAAAUUAAGUCUGCUGAAUAUUUUGCAUUGAGAUCUUUUUUUAAAUGGCACUUCAUUUGUCAUGUGAGCGUCAUAAUAAGGGUUUAGUAAUGUAUGCUGUUAAUGACAUAAAAUGUUCCAAUCGCCAAUUGAACUGAUGUCACUUUGCUCCUAUUGGUUUUAUUGUAGUUUAUUUUAAUGGGCUUUUAAAGUAGUUAUAGUAGUUAUUAAUAAUUGUUAUUGUUUGCAGAGGACUCAAAACUCUGUAAAGUAAUACAAUGUGAGCAAGAUAUUACUUUGCUGCAGAGGGAUUUAGAUAGACUGGGGGACUGGGCACUCAAAUGGCAGAUGAAAUUUAAUGUAGAAAAAUGCAAAGUUAUGCACUUUGCCGUAAAGAACGCACAAACAACGUAUACCCUUAAUGGAAACGAAUUAGGGAUAACAACACACGAAAAGGACUUGGGAAUUGUUAUAGACAACAAAUUAUGCAACAAUGUGAAAUGUCAAUCAGUAGUGGCAAAGGCCAGUAAGGUAUUGUCAUGCAUGAAAAAGGGCAUUCAUUCUCGGGACGAGAAUAUAAUUUUGCCUCUUUAUAAAUUUCUGGUAAGACCACAUAUUGAAUAUGCUGUGCAAUUUUGGGCACCUGUUCUAAAGAAGGAUAUUAUGGCACUAGAAAAGGUGCAGAGGCGGGCUACAAAAUUAAUAAAAGGAACGGAACAUUUUAGCUAUGAAGAAAGGUUAACAAAUUUAAACCUCUUUAGUUUAGAAAAAAACGUUGCCUUAGAGGGGAUAUAAUAACAUUAUACAAAUAUAUCCAGGGCCAAUACAAACCACUGUGUGGAAAUCUAUUCACAAACAGGACUAUACAUUGGACAUGAGGUCAUGGGUUUAGACUGGAAGAAAUAAGAUUUAGUCUAAAGUAAAGGAAAGGUUAUUUUUACCAUAAAAACUCUCAGAAUUCUCUGCCUGAAGAAGUGGUCUUAUCAGAGUCCAUACAGAUUUUUAAACAGCAACUAGAUGCAUGCUUGCAAAAACAGAAUAUUCAAUUGUAUAGUUUUUUUUUUUUUUUAACUGUAAGGUAAUAGCUUCUUGAUCCAAGGAUAAAUCUGACUGCCAUUCUGGGGUCAAGAGGGAAUUUUUUUUUUUUUUCUGCGCCUUCUUUUGAAUUAACAGCGAAAAACAGAUGUAAGAAAGGCUGAACUUGAUAGACACAUGUCUCCUUUCGGCCUAUGUAACUAUGUCAGCACUGCAAGGUGCCACAACAUUUCAAAGAUAGGUUAAUGUAAGCCGCAUUGUAUGGCUUAGAUCCUUUAUUUCACGUUUAAAUGGAGCUGUGAAAAUUGCAACUUCUAAAUGCUGACCAAUGGAGCUACAGAAAGGUGAAACUACAGCACCAUUAUAUAAUAGUAAAUCACUGUUUGGUACAACAGAGUAAAAUCAAAAGUGGUUCAGCGGUGUAUCCUCUAAUCCUUCUAGACACUGAAGGUGCGGUGGGCACUAACUCAGAACACCCUAAUCCCAAUGUUUUCCAUAUAAUCUAACCUGAUUACCCCCUAACCUAAACUAUGCUUUAAUUGUAACUCUAAGUAUCCCUGAACCCAUACAAUAAUAACAAGGUUACGAAAGGCAUUGAACCAACACUAUGCCCAGCAUUUGGAAGGUGCUCUUUUUAGUGCAUCAAUUUUCAGGAUACUUCCGAAUAUGUUAUUAGGAUGUUUCCUGUAGUGCAGACAUGUCAAACUCGCAGGCCGCGGCGAGGGAGCACUGAGUGUAAGCUUUCCCUGCUCAGCUCCCCACAGUGAUUUGAAGUGAAAUCUCAUAUGAAGCUUCUUAUGGAAACAUUAUGGAAUGUAAACAUACUCUGGUGAAGUAUUGUAGGGUUUAUUCUUUAUAAGCUUAAACAUAUUAAAAUGAAAGUCGGAAGUGAUUAGAAGAUGCUACAUACAAAGGUGCCAAUGAUUUAAUUGGCAUUGUUAUUUUACAGUGGGGAUCACUGAUCUUCACUGAUCUUCAGUUUGAAGGCCAAAUCACGCAUAUUAUCUCUUCAGUUUGUAAUUUACAUGUAACAUUACAAUGGCUAAAAAUGUAUUUCAAGCUAUAUCAUUUUACUGCAAUAUUAUAAUUAAUGGUUAUUAUGUUCAUGUUUGUACACGAUGAAGGUAAACAGCUUGAACGUGUUGUUCUUUUACUCAAAUUCACCAGUUAAAAAAAAACCAAAAAAAAAACAAGGCCUCGAAAUUUCCCAACAUAGACAAACAAAACUUUAGCAAAACACCAAUAUAAGUUAUUCAUGAAAUGUUGAAAGAAUAGGUAACAGGAUAAACAACAGAGAAACAGAACUUUGUGUCAGGAGACCUCUCCAAUCACCCUUAAAGAGACACUGUAGUCACUACAACCAUUUCAACUAAUUGAAUUGGUUAUAGUGCCCGGGCACUGUCCCUCCAUUCAGUGUUAAACCAUGUUUGAGCAGUUUAACACUAAAUAAUGGUCCCUGGCUCUAAAGGAAUGCCGUAACUGAGUGCUAUACCCUUCCUCUAGCACCAAUUGGUGCAAGUGGAUUUUGCGCCCUUUCUCCCGAUUGGCUUCCGCGUGGCUUAGGCGCUAAAUUUGAAUCACCGGUCGAAACCAAUUGAUUCUAUGGAACUAUUUUAGGGUAUGCACAGAGCCUCAAGCCCAGACUUUGUUUGACAAUUUCUCUGGCUCUGUACAUCUGAUCGUUCCGCUAUUUGCAGGAAUCCUCACUGGGACCAGGAGCUAUUCGGGGAUGUAUGGCAUGUGGGGGUGCAUUACUGUAUUGUGUGUAUUUAUAGGUUUUUGUGUGUUUGAGAACAAAAAGGUAGGUUAGCGCUAAUAAUAACACAAUGAAUAGGCAGCGGCCUGACAGAGGGUAACCCUCUAACCCUCUAUAAUAGAACUAUACAACAAUAGAAAGGAAAGGCUGCGCCAAAAGGAAUGAUUUAAAACAAAUGGUAAAAGUAUAUAAAAAUAAAUAAAAUAUUACAAAUAGUCCCAAUAUAUAUUAGAGGUUGAACUGAAGUAAAAAUUGUCUUAGGCAAUGCUUCAGCUGGUGGAGUAUCUUCUCUGUUUAUAGUAGUUCUGAUCGUCUCGUGAUAUAGAAGACACAAGAAGAGAGGACCAAUCGUGCAGAGUGUAUAAAGUGAAUAUUUGUGAAUUAAAUUAUAGAUAUUACACUCACAUUUGGAUGAGCUAUGGCCAGCUCAGGUAUAACAGGCAUACAGCGGAACAAUCCCCGCUUGUAGGAUAUGUGGAUGCUUGUCCUCCGGAAGGGAAUGGUGUCCAACUCUCAGGGAAAAAGGAACAUAAAAACAACCCAUAGUGCUCUCUGAUGACACGAUAUAGAAGUUGAUAAAAUAAAAUAUACUCACAAGUGGAGUGCAGGCCUAACUGCACUCUGGUGAUAGCGUUGGUGGUAUAAUCCCCACCUUUGGAUAGGUUUAUGGAAUAAGUAAAAUGCCAGGAAAAAAUAAAAUAAAAUUGUGUGUAAAAGGAUAAUGGCACAAAAAUAUAGCCCAAAAAUCUUUUUAUUAUAUAAAAUACACAAUUUAUAAAACCAUUCACGUGUUUCGCCACUGGGGCUUUAUCAAAAUGGAAUAACAUUAAAACCUGGCAAAUAAGAGUAUAUAUAGGUACAAUGUUCAUUUAAAAAAUGGCACCAAAAAAAACGUCAUUAAUUAAUAGCCAAUCAGAGCAAUGCACAUAAUAAAAGUAGACUUUACAAUUGAAAAUAAAAUAGAGAAUAAAAGGAUUGGUAAUAGAAAUACUGUCAAACACAAUCAUUUGUGAUAAAAGUUAUUGAAAAACAAAGUUUCUGAACAUAAAUAUAUAUGUAUGUGUUUAUAACAUGUCACGUGACUCGCACAGCACUAUGGGAAAUGUAGUGCGCGAGUCACGUGACCGGCGUCCACAGUAUCACACAGAUCCGGAAGUUUAGUGGUACUUGGCCGGGCUUAGGAUGCGUCACGUGACUUGCAGCACAUAGGAAAGUGUAGUGCGCGGGUCACGUGAUCGGCAUCAAUAGGGGAAUUAUGGCGGCGCAUGGCCACAUGGGAAAUGGAGUGAUUUCAAGUAUGGCCGCCAUUUUUGUAUGCGGCUUAUAUAUAUUUUAGGCAGGAUUUUAUAUCUAUAAUAUUAGUAAAUGUAUCAGCAUAUAAACUGAUAAAAAGAAGGAAAAGACUUAUAAUGGUGCUGGUUUUGUACCAACUAGUAAAUUGAUGUAUGUCAAGGGGCUGUGUGGGAAAACAUUAAUAGGGGAAGCCAUAUUAACUGUGGGCAUACAUAUAAAAAAAAAAGAUUAAAAUGCAUGUAAAUAUUUAAGAUCAAAAUAAAAUAAAUAUAAAAUAUAAAACAAAGGCUAGAGUAAUGAUUAAAGGAAAAUGACAGCUAUUUGUAAUAUUCAAGUAUAUAACCUUAAGUUUUACAAAUGUAAAUUGACAAGCAUUAUGAUAGCACAUACUGAUAGAAAUGCGGUCAGGUUGGGGGCAUCCUAGACUAUAAUGCCGUAGGUAACAACUAUGAAUAGGAUAGCCCCAAUAUGACAGCAAAAAUCAGUACAUAUACUAAAUCUAGAAACAUAUAAAAUAGUUAAAAUAGUUAAAAUAAUGGGAACAGUUAAAACAAAUGGUAUUAUAAAAAAUUGUAUAAAUCAAAGUCUGCAUUUAAGCCCUGGGGGCUAGGGUCUGUAAAUUGAAGACCCACUCCAUUUCUGAUUUUCCUAAAAUGUUUUUUAUAUUACCGCCUCUCCAAGGGACCUUACAUUUUUUAAUUUCAAUACAUUUUAGAAAUUUUGGAUCUCGAUUAUGUUUAGCGAAAUGCUUAGAUGCGGAAUGAUUUGGGUACCCAUUUUUUAUGUUUCUGCAAUGUUCUGCUAAUCUUGUUUUUAGGCACCUAGUGGUCAUACCCACGUAUUGGAGGCCACAUGGGCACUCCAAUAAGUAGAUAAUAUUAGUUGUAUUGCAUCCAAUAAAAUCUCUUAUGUUAUAACUCUUAUUAGUUAUAUUAGAUCUAAAACUGGUAACUUUUGAAUGUGUAGAGGGGUCGGUGUUUUUACACACAAUGCAGCGUUUGCAUUUAUAUAAACCUGUUGCUCCAUCUAAAAAGGUGUGAUUGGUAUUUUUGAUUUCUCUAGUAUAGUUAUUAGUUAAAAUAGAUCUAAAAUUAGGUGCACCUCUAAAAACAAUUUUGGGUUUUGUUGGUAAAAUCUCUUUGAGAAAGUCAUCUUUUAAAAGGUGCCAGUGUUUUUUAAUAGUUUUUUUAAUAAAACCGCUUUCAUUAUUAUUAUAAUUAAAAACUAUAGGAAGGGUAGGGGCUUCUGAGGUACUUUUAUCCUUAUAAGUUAAAAGGCUUUCUCUUGGUUUGUUUCUCACUGUUUCUAUAGUAUUGUUCAAUUGUGUAGGUGAGUAAUUUUUUUCUAUGAAUUGUUUUUUUAGAACCAACGAUUGCUCAUUAAAAUCAUCAAUGUGAGAACAGUUUCUACGUAUUCGUAAAAAUUGGCUCUUGGGGGCAUUUUCAAGCCAAGGCUUGUAAUGACAGCUGGUUUGGUCUAUUGCUGUAUUAGUGCAUACUUUAAAAAAAAAAAAGUUUUAGUGUGUACUGUCCCAUCUUUAAUAAAAAUAUUUAAAUCUAAAAAGUUAAUUGUGUCUUUGCUAUAUUCACAAGUCAAGACAAUCCCUCUGUUAUUGGAGUUAAGAUGUGUUAUAAAAGAGUUGAGGGAAUCCUCAGAGCCCUUCCAUAUAAAAAACAAAUCGUCAAUGUAUCUAAAAUAGGAGACCAGGCUAUGCUCCCAGGCAUGCCGUCCCCAGACAGCACUAGAUUCCCAGUCUGCCAUAAAGAGGUUGGCAUAGCUGGGGGCAAACCUGGUCCCCAUAGCUAUCCCUCUCUUUUGAAGAUAAAAGGAAUAAAAAAAACAGAAAUAAUUAUUAUUUACUUAUUCCAUAAACCUAUCCUGAGGUGGGGAUUAUACCACCAACGCUAUCACCAGAGUGCAGUUAGGCCUGCACUCCACUUGUGAGUAUAUUUUAUAUAUAUUAUAUAUAUUUUAUUAUAUAGUAUAUUUUAUUUUAUCAACUUCUAUAUCAUGUCAUCAGAGAGCACUAUUGGUUGUUUUUAUGUUCCUUUUUCCCUGAGAGUUAGACACCAUUCCCUUCCGGAGGUUGUUCCGCUGUAUGCCUGUUAUACCUGAGCUGGCCAUAGCUCAUCUAAAUGUGAGUGUAAUAUCUAUAAUUUAAUUCACAAAUAUUCACUUUAUACACUCUGCACGAUUGGCCCUCUCUUCUUGUGUCUUCUAUAUCACGAGACGAUCAGAACUACUAUAAACAGAGAAGAUACUCCACCAGCUGAAGCAUUGCCUAAGACAAUUUUUACUUCAGUUCAACCUCUAAUAUAUAUUGGGACUAUUUGUAAUAUUUUAUUUAUUUUUAUAUACUUUUACCAUUUGUUUUAAAUCAUUCCUUUUGGCGCAGCCUUUCCUUUCUGUUUUUGUGUGUUUGGCUUCCUGUGUCCAGGAGAUACCAUUAUCUCCCAGACACAGUAAUGCCGGGGUGGGCUUAUGUUUUAUAUUGCUGUAAAUGGAGACCCCUGUGGAGGUCUGUGCAUAAAUACCGUGUAUCUUGCCUGAAAGAAGGGUUCUUUUUCACCCUUCAGUAAGUCCUGACUAGUGUUUGGGUGAUACCACAUUUGCACUUCUGCAAGCGACUAUAAUCACUGGCUCACAGCUAUAAUCACUCUAGGGCUGGGCACAACUAGUAAGGGGUGACCAUAGGCAGUAGUAACCCAUCUGCCAGAGGGUGUGUUACUGUAUUGUGUAUAUAUAUUUUUGUGUGUGUGUGUUUGGCUUCCUGUGUCUGGGACACAGCAACGCUGGGGUGGGCUUAUGUUUUAUAUUGCUGUAAGUGGAGACCUCAUUUACAACUUGGAAGGGGCGACCACAGGCGGUAGUAACUUUUCCUCGAGAGGCUAUACCACCACAUCUGUUGGCAGAGGUGGGAUAGAUGUGGAGGUAUGCCCUCUCGAGGAUGGAUUACUACUGCCUGUGGUCACCCCUUUCUAGUUGUGCCCAGCCCUAGAGUGAUUAUAGCUGUGAGCUAGUGAUUAUAGUCGCUUGAAGGGCAAUUGUGGUAUCACCCAAACACUAGUCAGGACUUAGUGAAGGGUGAAAAAGAACUGUUUAUGUCAGGCAAAAUACACGGUAUUUAUGCACAGACCUCCACAGGGGGUCUCCAUUUACAGCAAUAUAAAAUAUAAGCCCACCCCGGCAUCACUGUGACUGGGAGAUAAUGGUAUCUCCCAGACACAGGAAGCCAAACACACAAAAACCCCAUAAAUACACACAAUACAGUAACGCACCCCCACAUGCCAUACAUUCCAGAAUAGCUCCUGGUCCCAGCUAGGAUCCCUGCAAAUAGCGGAAUGAUCGAAUGUACGAAAAUAGUUCUAUAGAAUCACUUGGUUUCAACCGAUUAUUCAAAUUUAGCGCCUAAAACCAUGCGGCGGCCAAUAGGGAGAAAGGGCAUGAAACCCACUUGUACCAAUCAGCGCUCAGGGAGGGGAUGGCACUCAGUGACAGUGUUCCGUCACACGGACCACCCACAGUCCAACCCCUUCUUGGUGAGGCCAAGGCAGAGAAUACAUACUUUGUCAUACCCAUUUAUACUGAUAAGCUUAAAGCAGUCAGCUGACACUCUUAUCCAACCACAGCUGCUCAUUCUAACUUUUCCUCACUAGCCAAAGCAUCACAUUAAAACAUCAAAAACUGUUUAAUGCUGAAUGAAAUUACAGUACCAGGAAACUCCAAACACUAUUACCAGUUUAAUAAGAUGAAGCAGACACGGUGCCUACAGUGUCCCUUUAAUCACAUGUCCCCCAGCUUUCAUACCUUGACCAAUUCAAUUUGGGUCACAAUCAACAGUAACUCAGUGUAACUCUCCUUCACCAUGCAUGACAUAAUGACUAGUUACAACACUUCGUGCACACUACAAUUACAUUUGCAAAUCGAGUAAGGGUACUUUCCUAGUCUCACUAAGUACUUUGCCCAGUCUUACUGAUUACUGGCAUGUAGCAAACGCCCAUGUAAAAUCUUAAUAGUAAACAACAAACACAAUAAUACCUGUACAUAUGCGUCGUAUAUAAUUUCACAACGUGCAAUUUCUCUUCAACAGAAAGAAGAAAGAAAUUUUUGUAAUUGAUCCAGCAAGCAAUUUCUAUUAUAGAUGGCUCUCAAUCAUCUCUUUACCGGUGCUUUACAAUUGGUGUUUAUUAGUAUGUAGGUAUGUGUAUAUACAUAUAUUUGACUGCGGUCAAUGUCUAAGUCUUCUAAAUAUGAUGUUAAAUACUAAAUCUUUUUGUCAUUAGAGCUUGUUUUGAUGAGCUCCAGAAGACUAAUACCACAUUGUGGCUGGUCUUGGAUUACAGCGCAGAUCUCAUAUAUGUUCUUGAUACAAUGGUGCGAUUCAGGACAGGUGAGUUACAUUCAAUUCUAUAAAAACGUAAUUUAACUUAUAAAACCAGGUUUGUGUCUUCCACAUUGGAAUUAGUGUAGGACCCACCGAUAUUGGGGUCCUGUGAUUUAGUGGUUGACUUAACACAAUAUGGCCAAUGAUGGAAUUGAACCCCAUUUUUGCUUGCGGAGAUAAGGGAUUUUAAGUGGCCUUGUAAAAUGUAAAAAAAAGCACCAUUCCUGUGAAAUGCAUGUGUUGGAUGUUCCGCCAAUUCCUUUUUGUCUUUACUUUGCAGUGAUUGUGUGCUUAAGGACUGUAGUGUAUAGAUGUGUAUAGGCGAUGUAGUGUGUGUAGGGGCUGUAGAGUGUGUGUGUUUAGAGAAUGUAGUGUGUGUUUGCGUACAGGGAGUCUAGUGUGUUUAGUGGAUCCAGAGUGUGUAAAGGUUGCAGUGUAUGCAUAAAAAAAAUUACAAAAAUAUGCACCAGGCGUCCGUGACCCAAGAAUCGGCCCUGAGGAGUGUCCCUUAAAAAUAAUUUAAUAAAAUGUACACUAACCCAGAUUUACUAGCUCUUGUAACGUUAUUAAAUAAAACAGGAAAGUAUCAGCGCUAUUUGAGUAUGGUAUCUUAAGAUUUCUAUAUAAUCCAAGCAGCUGCUAACCACCGUGAGAAUCUUUUAAACAAAAGUGAUAGAAAGUAGUAGGUAAUAACGGUGUAGCGCUUAUGUGCAGAAUUGAAUAAAGAAGUUUACCCAAUUUUUCUUCUAUGUUAAUCAGUUAUUCUUUGUUAACCUUAAGGUAAAAAUGGAAAAAAUAACGUUAUUAUUGAAUUAUUUUAUACUUAGAAACAACAAUCUUUGUGUUUGGUACCUUCAACUCCUUAAACCACCCAUGAUAAUAAUAAUAAUCAUGAUUACAAUAUAAAUGCCCAGUUUAGGUGCUACAUUUCCGUUACGAUACAACAGAGAACUCAAGUAUUUUGAGACAAAGGUCCAACAUAAAUUCAUUUAAAUCUCCAGUUUAAAAAUGAUAUCUGUUUAAAUAUGAAAAUAAGUGUCCGUUAUUUUGAAGUUAAUGUCAUUAUUUUAGUAUCUGAUUGACUGUGUUUAAUUUCCUAGGUUUUCUCGAGCAGGGCUUGCUGGUGAAAGAUGCCAAGAAGCUUAGAGAACAUUAUUCAAAGACACUACAAUUUAAGCUUGAUGUAUUGUCUUUGUUACCAACAGAUUUGGCCUACUUAAAAGUAGGGCUUAACUACCCAGAGUUACGAUUUAACCGCCUCCUGAGAUUUGCCAGAAUGUUUGAAUUCUUUGAUCGUACAGAGACCAGAACAAAUUAUCCAAAUAUUUUUCGUAUUGGAAAUCUUGUUCUUUAUAUUCUAAUUAUCAUACAUUGGAAUGCCUGUAUAUAUUUCGCAAUAUCAAAAGCCAUUGGGUUUGGAACAGACACAUGGGUAUAUCCAAAUAUUUCCCAUCCAGAAUAUGGGCGCCUUGCAAGGAAAUAUAUCUACAGUCUUUACUGGUCAACCUUAACUCUCACAACCAUUGGAGAAACUCCACCACCAGUCAAGGAUAUAGAGUUUCUCUUUGUUGUUUUUGACUUUCUUAUUGGUGUGCUUAUUUUUGCUACCAUUGUGGGUAAUGUUGGGUCCAUGAUAUCAAAUAUGAAUGCAUCACGGGCAGAGUUCCAGGCCAAGAUAGAUUCUAUAAAACAAUACAUGCAAUUUCGUAAAGUUACCAAGGACUUGGAGGCAAGGGUUAUAAAAUGGUUUGAUUAUCUCUGGACAAACAAGAAAACAAUGGAUGAGAAAGAAGUACUAAAGAGUUUACCAGACAAAUUGAAGGCUGAAAUUGCAAUCAAUGUUCAUUUAGAUACUUUGAAGAAGGUACGGAUCUUCCAAGACUGUGAGGCAGGACUUCUUGUGGAACUAGUACUUAAGCUGAGACCUCAAGUCUUCAGUCCAGGAGAUUAUAUAUGUAGAAAAGGAGACAUUGGGCGUGAAAUGUACAUUAUUAAAGAGGGCAAGCUAGCUGUUGUGGCAGAUGAUGGUGUGACGCAGUUUGUAGUCCUCAGUGACGGCAGUUAUUUUGGAGAAAUCAGCAUAUUAAACAUCAAGGGAAGUAAAUCAGGUAACAGAAGGACAGCUAACAUCCGAAGCAUUGGGUACUCAGACCUCUUUUGUCUUUCAAAGGAUGAUUUGAUGGAGGCCCUCACUGAAUACCCAGAUGCUAAAAGUGUAUUAGAAGAAAAAGGGCGUCAAAUUCUCAUGAAAGAUGGUUUGAUAGAUGAAGAAGCAGCAAGAGCAAGUGCUGACCCAAAAGACGUGGAGGAAAAAGUUGAAAGGCUAGAAUCUUCUUUUGAUAGUCUACAGACCCGAUUUGCUAGAUUAUUGGCAGAAUACAACUCAACUCAGUUGAAACUCAAACAAAGGAUUACCAAGGUAGAGAGAAGAAUACAGAAAUAUGGGAGUGCAUAUAUUUCAGAAGGACCAGACAGUGCUGGAGAAACAGACAAAGCUGAAGACAAUGAAAAUGAUUAAAAUACAUGAACAUACAGAUGCAGUUGCACUUAGCCUAACUAUAAAGCCAGAUCUACGGUUUAUUUGUAUGUGUUAACUAAACAAAACCAAAGUAAUCAUUUCAAGUUCCUUAUAAAAAAAAAAAAUGAAUACAUUUACCAGAAGGUUGGACACAUAGGGGGAUAAUUAUUGCACUUCUGUGAUCUGAAAAGUGGUACAAUAUCCCAAAAAUGGGGCCUUUACUAUGGAAGCCAAUGGAAUCAGCAGACAUAUUUCAUUGGUCAUUACUUUGACAACACUUUGACGUAUAUCAUCAGCAGGGUUUAUCCACUAAUCAGUGAAUUGUAGUGGAUUGAAAUGAUUGCUUAUAACUGGGGAAAUCCAGAUAAUUUUGAUUUUUUUUUUCAGUUCCUCUUUAGUCCUAGCUUUCCUAUUUUAAACUAAAUUAUGCAAAUUAUUUACAGUUCACAGGUAAGUACUGGUUAGUGAGUACACACCUGACUAUUGUUAUAUCUACCAUUUCAGAUACAGAUUUUUAGACAUGUGACAAUUGCAGAGCAUGAAUUUUAUAUAUCUUUACUUACGGACUGUUAUACCUAGCACCCGUUUUUAAGGAAGUAAUAUGUCAACAAUACAGGGAAACAAAAAAAUUGUUUUGCUUUGGAUACAUUUGACUUUUUCAAUAUAUUUUUAUAUUCACAAGAUUUACGAAUUAAUAAUAUUUUUAAGAAACCUAAUGUAAUAAUAAAGUGGUUUAUGUUUAUAAGCCAUUGUAGUGGC